Messenger RNA from Drosophila virilis, 72118 nucleotides. The record is from RefSeq and is a predicted model, not a curated record. Lineage: Eukaryota; Metazoa; Arthropoda; Insecta; Diptera; Drosophilidae.
CUUUAUUACAACCAAAAUAAUUGGUAGAUAUCAAAACCUAUGAGGUUUUAUAUUAUUUGGAAUAGUUUAAAGAACGAAAUCAGAAGAACCUUUCAGCUUAAGUCCUAAGUCUGUGUGUGCUGUGUUUUAUUGACAAAUUUAAAUGCCGUCAGCAGUUAGCAUAUUUCGCAUUUAACAUUGUCGACAUAAAUACAAUUAGCUAAAUUGGCAGCAAUAAAAUUAAAGUGCAACUGCAGCGAGUGGAGACUAAAAUACGAAUAUCGAAAUCAAAAUAAAAAUAAAAUAAAAAAAAAAAAUCAAAAGGCAACGCCAACGCUGCAAACUGAACAACUUUAUAAAGCUAAGCACGAGCCGCCCCGACAAUUGGCAUGAGUCGGCGGCAUCGGCAGCUGUGAGCGUGGGUCUUGGUUGUUGUUGUUGCUGGCAUGCUGCCACCUUGGAAUAGGCAAAAUUAACUAAAUUACAACAUCAACGAAACGUAGGAGCAUCAGCAGCAGUAGCAGCAACUAAAAACGAAGCAGCAGCAAAUUUGUUGCACAUGCAAAUUUAUGUGUAAGUGAAGCGGCAGCAAAGUAAAAUGCAACAGCAACAGCAACAGCCUCUUGGACCAGGCAAAUAAUUGUGUUUAAAUAAAGCUGUAGCCAAGAAUUUCGUCUAGGCCUGGCCAAUGGCCACUGGUCAAGUUGCUGUUGUUGUUGUUGUUGUUGCUGCGGCUGCUGUUGCUGUUGCUACUGCUGCAUUAAGCCAUAUCCGGUUCAGCUUCAGGUUCGGAGCACUAUGGGCACUGCCUGUCUAAAUUUAGCGCUUAAUGAAGCUGGUGGUGCUGCUGCUGUUGCUGCGACUGCCGCUGCUGCGUCUGCUAGAGUUGCAGAUGCAAAUUAUUGCAGCGCAAGCAGAUCUAGAGUCGCAUUCGCUGCCACAAGCCCUUGCGCACUAGUUUGUAAUAAUUCAUAAAAAUUGGCAAAUUAAACGCCAACACAACAAAUGAUCCGCGUGGCGACUGCAAUUUGUAUGCAACGCUGGGGCAACAUGCAAAAAAACAAAUAAUGACCAGCAACUGCUGGGGCAUGCAACAGGCAAAUGCUACAAAAAACAGUUGGGUUUCUGUUGCACAGUCCCCAGCGAUGAUAAAUGUGCGCCCACUUUGCUUAUUUAUGGCCACUCAAAUUGAAUGCAAUUGAUUUUUUUCGCUCUCCGCUCACUCGUCCAUCUUGUACCCGCGUUGGCGUUGCAUAACUCCCAACCCUCAACCAACUCUUACAGGCCCUUAAGAAAAACUGCCCGAAACAAUUCAUAAAGAACUAAACAUACAUAAGAAAAAUACUCGUCCCAUUCGUGUGUUUUGUGUCCGUGUAUGUGUAAAAUGAUUUUACACUGAGCACGAGCAAUAUUUUACUAAAAAAUAUUAUAUACAAAGUGUUUCUAAAUUGAAACGUUAAGAGAAGAGCUGACAUCAUUUAAAGCAGACCAACAAUUUUUUUGCGGAGACAUGAGUUGCAGCAAAUUAUUGCAAAAAUGAAAAUAUUUUUGCCACUAGUCACGUGGAUAGUGCUACUACUCUCGAGUACAGUACAUUCACAACACCAACAAACACAACCCUUUAAGACAAAUCCAAGCAAGCAUAGUCGAUUUCGAGGCGAAGUAUUCUUUCUGAAUCUCGAAGAUGGCUAUUUUGGCUGCCAAGUUAAUGAGUCUACAGACUAUUUGCAACUAUACGAUCUAUCGAGAAUAUGCGACGGUAAUCAAGACUGUUUUCUUGGUUCCGAUGAGCUGAGCAAAGAGCUCAAAUGCACAAAUGACUGUGAUAAGGAUGGCACACAGUGCACAAACGGUGUUUGCCUGAAUGGUGUUUGCCAUUGCAAUGACGGCUUUGGCGGCUGCAAUUGCGUCGAUCCGGAUGAGAACGAAUGCAAGCAGCGUCCAUGCGAUGUGUUUGCCCAUUGCACAAACACAUUGGGCAGCUUCACGUGUACCUGCUUUCCGGGCUAUCGCGGCGAUGGUUUCCAUUGUGAAGACAUUGACGAAUGCCAAGAUCCGGCGAUAGCGUCGCGUUGCGUGGAGAAUGCCGAAUGCUGUAAUCUGCCGGCGCAUUUCCUGUGCAAGUGCAAGGACGGCUAUACGGGAGACGGCGAGGUGCUGUGCACUGACAUCGACGAGUGCAGCAAUCCGCUGGCCUGUGGCGCCCAUGCCCAGUGCAUCAAUACGCCCGGCAACCACACGUGCGCCUGCCCCGAAGGCUUUGUGGGCAAUCCUUAUGACGGUUGUCAGGAUGUUGAUGAAUGCGCAUAUCCGAAUGUGUGCGGACCAGGUGCCAUAUGUACGAAUCUCGAGGGCAGUUAUCGCUGCAACUGCCCGCCGGGAUACGAUGGCGAUGGACGCGCCGAACAGGGCUGCGUCGAUCUGGACGAAUGCGCACGCACGCCAUGCGGACGCAAUGCGGAUUGCCUAAAUACGGAUGGCAGCUUUCGCUGCCUUUGCCCCGAUGGCUUCAGCGGUGACCCAAUGCACGGGUGCGAAGCAGAUGUCGAUGAAUGCGCCAUUAACAAUCCAUGCGGUUUGGGUGCUCAAUGCGUGAACUUGGGCGGUAGCUUUCAAUGUCGUUGUCCACUGGGCUUUGUGCUUGAGCAUGAUCCGCACGCUGAGGCGCCAAUGGUGGCCACACCCACACUACAACUGGGCUAUGCCGAUGGCGAUACACUGAUAACACCAGCCCCAACAUCGGGCGCCGGCUUGGCCUGCCUGGACAUCGAUGAGUGCAAUCAGCCGGAUGGUGUGGCCAAAUGUGGUACCAAUGCCAAGUGCAUUAAUUUCCCAGGGUCAUAUCGCUGUCUCUGUCCAAGCGGAUUUCAAGGACAGGGCUAUUUACACUGCGAGAACAUCAACGAAUGCCAGGAUAAUCCGUGCGGAGAAAACGCGAUAUGUACGGACACCGUCGGCAGUUUCGUUUGUUCGUGCAAACCGGACUACACCGGUGAUCCGUUCCGCGGCUGCGUGGAUAUCGAUGAAUGCGCCGCACUGGAUAAGCCAUGUGGACAGCAUGCGAUCUGUGAAAAUACCGUACCGGGCUACAAUUGCAAAUGCCCGCAGGGUUAUGAUGGAAAGCCCGAUCCAAAAGUGGCCUGCGAACAAGUCGAUGUGAACAUUUUAUGUCGCAGCAACUUUGAUUGCACAAACAAUGCCGAGUGCAUUGAGAACCAGUGUUUCUGCUUGGACGGAUUCGAGCCCAUUGGAUCCAGCUGCGUAGACAUUGAUGAGUGUCGCACUCACGCAGAGGCCUGCGGCCCUCAUGCCCAAUGCCUGAACACGCCUGGUUCCUAUCGAUGCGACUGCGAAGCAGGCUACGUGGGCAGCCCUCCGCGAAUGGCUUGCAAGCAGCCCUGCGAGGAUGUGCACUGUGGUGCUCAUGCUUACUGCAAGCCGGAUCAGAACGAAGCGUACUGUGUUUGCGAGGAUGGAUGGACCUAUAAUCCGAGUGAUGUGGCCGCUGGAUGCGUGGAUAUUGAUGAGUGCGAUGUGUUGCACGGACCCUUUGGUAGCUGUGGCUAUAAUGCCAGCUGCACCAACACACCAGGUGGCUAUAGUUGCGCUUGUCCACCCGGCUUCUCAGGUGAUCCACACAGCAAGUGCCUAGAUGUGGAUGAGUGCCGAGCGGGUGGUAAAUGCGGCGCUGGUGCUGAUUGUGUUAAUAUGCCAGGAGGCGGUUACACUUGCCGCUGCCCCGAGGGCACAAUUUCAGACCCGGAUCCGUCAGUGCGCUGCGUCCCCAUCGUUAGCUGCGCCACCAACGAGCAGUGCCCAGGAAAUGCCAUCUGCGAUGAGACCAAACGCUGUCUGUGUCCGGAACCAAAUAUUGGCAAUGAUUGUCGACAUCCCUGCGAGACGCGCGACUGCGGCGCCCAUGCCCAGUGCAUGCUGGCCAAUGGACAAGCACAGUGCCUCUGCGCGCCAGGCUAUACGGGUAAUGCAGCAUUACCAGGAGGAUGCAGUGAUAUCGACGAGUGCCGCGCCAAUCCCUGCGCUGCCAAUGCAAUUUGCAGCAACACAGCCGGCGGGUAUUUGUGCCAAUGCCCAGGUGGAUCCACUGGUGAUGCCUAUGGCGAAGGCUGCGCCACAGCCAAGACUGUAGGCUGCUCCGAUACCAGUCCGUGUGCCUUAGGCGAAAGCUGUGUUCAGGAUACAUUUACAGGCAGCAGUGUUUGUAUUUGUCGCCAAGGAUAUGAGCGUAAUCCCGAAAGUGGCCAGUGCCAGGAUCUUGAUGAGUGUGGAGCACAGCGUGCAAAGCCUGCGUGUGGCCUGAAUGCACUCUGUAAAAAUCUGCCAGGCAGUUACGAGUGUCGCUGUCCACAAGGAUAUACCGGUAAUCCCUUCGUCAUGUGCGAGAUCUGCAGCAGUCCCGAGUGUCAAUGCCAAGCACCGUAUAAGCUGCUCGGUAACAGCUGCGUGUUGGCUGGUUGCUCUAGUGGACAGCCAUGCCCCAGCGGUGCGGAAUGCAUUUCUAUAGCGGGUGGUGUAAGCUACUGCGCUUGCCCCAAGGGCUACCAAACCCAGCCGGAUGGAAGCUGCAUAGAUGUCAAUGAGUGCGAGGAACGUGGUGCUCAGCUAUGCGCCUAUGGAGCUCAAUGCGUCAACCAGCAGGGCGGCUACAGCUGUCACUGCCCCGAGGGCUACCAAGGAGAUGCCUACAAUGGACUCUGCGCGCCGGCACAGCGGAAAUGUGCUGCUGAUAAGGAGUGCGCCAGCAAUGAAAAAUGUAUACAGCCAGGCGAAUGUGUUUGCCCGCCGCCCUACUUUCUGGAUCCACAGGAUAACAACAAAUGUAAGAGUCCCUGUGAGCGUUUCGCCUGUGGCAUCAAUGCCAAGUGCACGCCAUCCGAUCCACCGCAGUGCAUGUGCGAAGCGGGAUUUAAAGGUGACCCACUGCUCGGAUGCACCGAUGAAGAUGAGUGCGCCCACUUGCCCUGCGCCUAUGGUGCCUACUGUGUCAACAAAAAGGGCGGCUACCAAUGCGUCUGCCCCAAGGGAUUCACCGGUGAUCCCUACAAGAGUGGUUGCAUACUGGAGAACGGCGUACCAAAGAGUACCUGCCUUAACAACGAAGACUGCGCUAGCAAUCUAGCCUGUCUGGAUGGCAGCUGUCUCAGUCCCUGCGCCAGUCUGCUAUGUGGCUCCAACGCCUAUUGCGAGACGGAACAGCAUGCAGGCUGGUGCCGCUGUCGUGUAGGUUUCGUCAAGAAUGCCGAUGGCGAUUGUGUAUCGCAGUGCCAGGAUAUAAUCUGCGGUGAUGGCGCGCUUUGCAUACCCACCAGCGAGGGACCCACAUGCAAGUGCCCACAGGGCUACUUAGGCAAUCCCUUCCCGGGCGGAAGCUGCAGCACUGAUCAGUGCACUGCCUCUAGACCCUGCGAUGAGCGUCAGAUCUGUAUUAAUGGACGCUGUAAGGAACGUUGCGAGGGCGUUGUCUGUGGCAUUGGCGCCACCUGCGAUAAGAACAACGGUAAAUGUGUCUGUGAGCCUAACUUUGUGGGCAAUCCUGAUCUGCUAUGCAUGCCACCCAUCGAACAAGCCAAAUGCUCACCAAACUGCGGCGAAAAUGCGCAUUGCGAGUAUGGACUAGGCCAGAGCCGUUGCGCCUGUAACCCAGGCACCUUUGGUAAUCCCUACGAGGGAUGCGGCGCCCAGAAAAAGAACGUCUGCCAACCAAACAGCUGCGGACCGAAUGCCGAGUGCCGUGGUGCGGAUAAUCAGAUUACAUGCAUAUGUCCACAAGGAUUUAACGGUAACCCCUAUGUGGGCUGCCAGGAUGUGGACGAGUGCGUCAACAAGCCGUGCGGUCUAAACGCUGCCUGCCUUAACACAGCGGGUAGCUUUGAGUGUCUCUGUCUAUCCGGCCAUGCCGGCAAUCCAUACAGCAGCUGCCAGCCUAUUGAGAGCAAGUUCUGUCAGGAUGCUAACCAGUGUCAGUGCAGCGAGCGCGUAGAAUGCCCCGAUGGCUACAGCUGUCAAGGUGGCCAGUGCAAGAAUCUAUGCUCCAACACAGCGUGUGGGCCGCGUGCAAUUUGCGACGCAGGCAAAUGUUUGUGCCCGCUGGGCUAUGUGGGAGAUCCGCUUGACCUGAGCCAAGGCUGCAGUAUACGCGGCCAGUGCGGCAACGAUGCGGACUGCCGCCACACGGAGAUCUGCUUCCAGCUGGGUAAGGGCUUGCGCAAGUGCGUGGAUGCCUGUUCCAAGAUUCAAUGCGGUCCCAAUGCGCUGUGUGUGGCUGAUGAUCAUCGUUCCUCCUGCAUUUGCGCCGACGGAUACUUUGGAAAUCCGAGCAAUCUACAAGUAGGCUGCCAGCCGGAACGCAAGGUUCCCGAUCUUGAAAAUAAAUGCAAGACAGACAAGGAUUGCAAACGUGGUUUUGGCUGUCAAACAGAUGCACUAGGCAGUCGCGAGUGCAUUAAUUUGUGCUCCAACGUUGUCUGUGGUCCCAACGAACUUUGCAAGAUCAAUCCAGCCGGACACGCCAUUUGCAACUGUGCGGAUAGCUUCGUAUGGAAUCCAGUUGUCUCAUCAUGCGAGAAGCCUUCGCUACCCGACUGCACCAGUGAUGAGAACUGCCCAGAUGGCUCCGCUUGCCGCCCUGACGUACUAGGUGUGCUAAAGUGUGUUGCCAUCUGCGAUGCGUUCACUUGUCCGGCCAACUCAAUUUGCGUUGCCCGCCAUCAUCAAGGACGAUGUGAUUGCCUAAGUGGAUUUGUGGGAAAUCCCAACGAUCGCAAUGGCUGCCAGUUGGAGCGCAAGCAUCAGUGCCGUAGUAAUGCUGAAUGUCCCGAAUCGGAAGCGUGCAUUAAGGACGAAUCCACGCAGUCGCUGAGCUGUCGUUCCGCUUGUGACAGCGUUAAAUGUGGACCACGUGCCGUUUGUAUCACGAACAAUCAUCAGGCACAGUGCCAGUGUCCACCAGGCCCCUACGCAGGUGAUCCGUACGAUCCCUUUAACGGCUGCCAGAGCGUGCCCUGCGUCUACAACCAUGAUUGUCCAACUAAUCAAAUGUGCAACCGCAUGACGCACACCUGCUACGAUGUGUGCGAUGAGGAAUCCUGCGGAGAAAAUGCUAUUUGCCUGGCCGAAGAUCAUCGCGCCGUCUGUCAGUGUCCGCCCGGCUACCGUGGAAACCCACUGCCUGAGGUAGCUUGCGUUAAGCAAAAUGGCUGUGCGCCUGGCAGCUGCCAUCCCACGGCAAUAUGUGAGGUCACGCCCGAUGGCGCCAGCUGCAAGUGCCCACCCCUAUUUGUGGGCGAGCCUGAGCCCAAUUCCAGGGGCUGCCGUCCAGAUGGACAGUGCCCCAAUGGCGAUGCUGACUGCCCGGUAAAUACAAUCUGCGCUGGAGGGCGCUGUCUAAAUCCCUGCGAUAAUGCCUGUGGAGCCAAUGCGGACUGCAAGGUGGUCAAUCGGAAGGCGGUUUGCAGCUGUCCGCUGCGAUUCCAGCCUAUCUCCGACUCUGCAAAGAACGGCUGCGCACGUAGUGCGUCCAAGUGUCUCACAGACGUCGAUUGUGGAGGAGAACUGUGCUACAAUGGCCAGUGCCGCGUGGCAUGCCGUAACACACAGGACUGCUCUGAUGGUGAGAGCUGCUUGGGAAAUGUUUGCGUUGUGGCCUGCCUGGAUCAUAGCCAGUGCGCCAAGGGCUUGGCCUGUAUGGAGGGUCACUGCGCCAUCGGCUGUCGCAGCAACAAGGAGUGCAAGCAGGAGCAGUCGUGCAUUGGUAACAAGUGCAUGGAUCCUUGUCAAUCAAGCACCAGCUGCGGACCCAAUGCGCUCUGUAGCAUUGCCCAGCAUCGCAGUCAAUGCACCUGCCCGGAUGGCUUCGAGGGCAACCCAACACCCGAACAAGGUUGCGUGCGGGUGCCCUCUCCCUGUCUCGCCAGUAACCAGUGUCCGAGCGGUCAUAUGUGCAUUGGCAAUCAGUGUAAUCUGCCCUGCACCAAGACCUCCGCCUGCGCCGUGGGAGAACGAUGCUACCAGCAGGUCUGCAGAAAGGUCUGCUACACCAGCAACAAUUGUCUGGCGGGCGAGAUCUGCAACAGCGAUCGCACCUGCCAGCCUGGCUGCGAAUCGGAUGCGGAUUGUCCACCUACCGAGCUAUGUUUAAGUGGAAAGUGCAAAUGCGCCAAUGGAUUUAUUGGCACGCCCUUCGGAUGCUCGGAUAUUGAUGAGUGCACGGAACAGCCAUGCCAUGCCACCGCGAAAUGUGAAAAUGUGCCUGGCUCUUAUCGUUGCGUCUGUCCGGAGGGCACCGUUGGAGAUGGUUACACACAACUGGGUUGCACAAAGCCGAGAGAGUGCAACAAGCCUGACGACUGCGCCAAUAGCUUGUCCUGUAUUCAUGGCAAGUGCACGGAUCCUUGUUUGCACACGGUAUGUGGAGCCAAUGCGCAAUGCCAAGCGGAAGCCCAUGAGUCAGUGUGCACCUGUCCUGCUGGCUAUCUGGGAGAUCCCAAUGACACCGGUGUCGGUUGUUUUAAAGUAGAGUGUAUUGAUCAUGUGGACUGCGCAAGUGAUCGAGCCUGUGAUGCAGAGACUAACCGCUGUAUUAAGCCAUGUGACCUAAUCAGCUGCGGUAAGGGCAGCUGUCAGGUGUCAGAUCACAAAGCCGUAUGUGAAUGUAACGAAGGCUACCAGCUUAUCAAUGAAGCUUGUGAGGAUAUCAACGAGUGCUUACACCAGCCUUGUCAUAGCACAGCUUUCUGCGACAAUCUGCCCGGCAGCUUCAACUGUAAGUGCCCCGAGGGACUAAUUGGUGAUCCUCUGCAGGCGGGCUGUCGCGAUCCAAGCGAAUGCCUCAGCGAUGCUGACUGCCCGACCACGGCCAGCUGCCAGAACUCCCGAUGCCGUAGUCCUUGUGAGCGCCAAAACGCUUGUGGGCUAAAUGCAAAUUGCUUAGCCCAGUCUCACAAUGCCAUUUGCAGCUGUCCUGCCAACUCGCGUGGUGAUCCGCAAGUAGAAUGCGUGCACAUCGAGUGCGCCGACAAUGGCGACUGUGGCGCUGAUAAGGCCUGCCUAGAUGCCAAGUGUAUUGAUCCCUGCUCGCUCCCGAAUGCCUGUGGUGCGCUGGCUCGAUGUUCGGUGCAGAAUCAUAUUGGUGUCUGUGCGUGCGAGUCGGGCAGCACUGGAGAUGCUAAACAAGGCUGUGUGCCGCUUCAAUACUGCCAACAGGACACUCAGUGUCCACAGGGCAGCAUCUGUGCGCACGGAAUAUGCAGUCCUUUAUGCAGCAGUAAUCGCGAUUGUAUUUCGGAGCAGCUAUGUCUGCAGGGCGUCUGCAAGAGCACCUGCAAGACGAACACCACCUGUCCACAGUUCCAGUUCUGCCAAAACAACAUUUGCGUCAAAGAGAUGGAGUGCAGUGUUAAUAGCGACUGCGGCGAGGAUGAAACUUGCCUUGUCGAUGCCUACGGACGUGCUCGAUGUGAAUCUGUCUGCCUUGGACGCUCUGCUUGUGGACGCAACGCGGAAUGCAUUGCGCGCUCCCAUGAGCCCGACUGCAUAUGCAAGGAGGGUUUCUUUGGGGAUGCCCGUUCUGGCUGCCGCAAAAUCGAGUGCAGCACUGAUGCUGACUGUUCCAACGAUAAAAGCUGCGACAAUCAUAUGUGCAAGAUCGCCUGCUUGAUUGGUCAGCCGUGCGGAGAGAAUGCACUUUGCACUACCGAGAAUCAUCAUCAGGUGUGCCACUGUCAGCCCGGAUUCAGUGGCGAUCCGCGCAUCCGUUGUGAUAUCAUUGACUUUUGUAAGGACGCGCCGUGCGGACCCGGCGCCCGUUGUCGCAAUUCGCGUGGUUCCUACAAAUGCACCUGUCCACCUGGUCUCGUCGGCGAUCCCUACAACGAGGGUUGCCGCAGCUCCGUCGAGUGCGAGACGCACGACGAUUGUCCCCCGCAUGCCGCAUGUACCAAGACUAACGGAGUACCCAAAUGCCAGGAUGUGUGCGCUCAGCUGCAGUGUGGCCCCAAUGCGGAAUGUGUUCCGAAAGGUCAUGUGGCGCACUGUGCAUGUCGCAAUGGCUACGACGGCCAACCCGCUGACCGGCUGGCCGGUUGCAAGCCAUUGCCAAUGCCCUGCCAAAUCACUAGCGAUUGUCCCACCAACACAUACUGCUCAGAAAGCGUAUGUAAACCUGCCUGUUUGCUUGACACCGAGUGUGCUCCAUCGGAAGUGUGUCAGGGCGGUCAAUGCUUUGACCCCUGUCAGCAACCGCAGGCAUGUGGCCAGAAUGCCGAAUGCCUGAUGCUGAGCCAUGUGAAACAGUGCCAUUGCCCGGAGGGCUUUACUGGCGACGCAGCCAAGGAAUGCGUGCGUGUGCCGGUGGCCUGCGAUGGUGACUGUGCGCCUGGUUACACCUGCCGCGACUCAAUGUGCCUGCCCAUCUGUCACAAUGAUCUGGAGUGCGCCUCCAAUGAAAAGUGCCUGCGUGGCAACUGCAUGUUAACCUGCCGUGUCGACAACGACUGCUUCCUGGGCCAUGUGUGCCUGCAUAACAAGUGCGUCUAUGGCUGUCACGUGGAUGACGAUUGCAGCGCUUCCGAAUCCUGUCGCAACGAUAAGUGCGUCAAUCCCUGCGUUGAGAAUCCUUGCGGACCCAACGCCGUAUGCUCGGUGUCAAAUCAUCGCGCCAGCUGCAGUUGUCUGGACAAUAUGGUGCCCAACCCCACACCCCAGGUGGGUUGUGUGCGAACGCCCCCUCUGGAGUGCCAUGAGAACCGCGACUGCAACAAUGGGCUGGCCUGUUUUGAGUCCGUUUGUCGUCCACUGUGUGCCGACGAUGCCGGCUGCCUGACCAAUGAGCGUUGCCAACAGGGUGUCUGCAAGCCGCUCUGCCGCCAUGAUAACGAGUGUGCCAAUGGAGAGCUGUGUCUGGGACUUAACUGCGUCACGGGCUGCCGCUCCGACCAAGGCUGCCCCAAUCAUUUGGCCUGCAUUGGCCAGCAAUGCGUAGAUCCCUGCUCGGAGCCCACUGCAUGCGGCACUAAUGCACUUUGCCAGGCCAUCGACCAUCGAAAGCAAUGUAGCUGCCCCGAGGGACUCAGUGGCAAUGCCAACGUGGCAUGCAAGGCGCCACGCACUGCCUGUGGUCGCAACGAGGACUGCGAUGCAAAUCAGCUCUGCUAUGCAGGCAGUUGCCAGGGAAAAUGCCGUAACGAUCAGAACUGCCUCUCGGAUGAACGCUGUAUGCGCGGCACAUGUCGCACCGUGUGCAACACGGAUAGCGCCUGUGCUCAAGGUCAGAUCUGUGAGAAUCGCGUAUGCCAAACGGGAUGCCGCAACGAUCUCAGCUGCGCUAGCGAAGAGGCUUGCGUUAAUAAGAAGUGCCAAAAUCCCUGCCAAGCACCUGGCCAGUGCGGGCAAUGCGCUGAAUGCCUUGUCAUCAAUCACGGUGUCCAGUGCCAGUGUCCAGCUUCAUUCAUUGGCGAUGGCCUAACCGGCUGUCAGCUACCGCCCGAGCGUUGUCAUCCAGGUUGUGAAUGUGACGAAAGCGGCGCCUAUUGCGCCGCAAAAUGCAGCCGCACUGAGGACUGCGACUGUGGACAGCAGUGCGCACGCGGCAAGUGCCGCAACAAGUGCGGCGCCAAGCGUCAGUGUCCGCUGGGACAGCUGUGCGAGCGCGGUGCCUGCAUUGCCGGCUGCAAGUCGAAUGGAGACUGUGCUGCUGACCAGAGCUGCCUUAAUGGCAAAUGCGUUGAUCCCUGUGCCGAUGACAGGGCCUGUGGUCGCAAUGCGCUGUGCACAGUGUCCGAGCAUCGUAUGCUAUGCUACUGCCCUGAUGGCUAUGAGGGCGAACCAAGCAAGGAGUGUGUACAGUUCGAGUGUCGACAGGAUAACGACUGCGAGUCGAGUAAGCGCUGCGAUCAGGGCAAGUGUCGGAAUCCAUGCCUCGAGUUUGGAGCCUGUGGCACAAAUGCGCAAUGUCGUGUGGUCAAUCGUAAAGCCCAAUGCUCAUGCCCACCAGACUUCUUUGGCAAUCCCGCCAGCGAAUGUCAGCCACUAGAUGGCGGCUGCUCGAACAAUCCUUGCGGCGUGAAUUCCAAGUGCAUUGAGCUACCCGGAGGCUACGAAUGUGCCUGCAUGGAUGGCUGCAUGGGCGAUGCCCACAAGGGUUGUCUAUGCGAAGGUACAUUGGUUAAUGCUUGUCAUGAACAACCCUGCGGUCUAAAUGCCGCCUGUCGUGUUCUAAGCAACGAUCAGGCCGAAUGUUACUGCCCCGAGGACUUCCCCAACGGCGAUGCCUAUGUGCACUGCCAUUUGACCCCACCAAAAGAGGACUGCCGCACGCGAGGCUGUGAUAUUGGUGACUGUGUGCGCCAAGGCUAUGAUUAUGUCUGCCAGCAGGACACCGAUCAAUGCUACUCAGAUACGGAUUGUCCCAGUGAGAAAUCAUGCCUGCAAGGACACUGCACCGAUCCUUGUACAAUGCGUGGCGCGUGUGGCAUAAAUGCGCUAUGUCAGACAGUGCUGCAUCGUCCGCGGUGCUCCUGUCCCAGCUGUCACAUAGGUCGACCCGAGGUCGAGUGCAAGCCGGAUCCGAAAUGUGUGCCAGAAGACACAGACCCCAAGACAAAGGAGCAAAUACCAUGCGCCAGUGAUGCCGAGUGUCCAGAAACCUUACAGUGCGGUCAAUUCGGCCAAUGCACAGAUCCUUGCAACAAUCCCCUAUUUAUUUGUGAGAGUAAUAAGAAGUGUGAGACACGUCGCCACCAGCCCGUUUGCAUAUGCAAAUCAGGCUUUAUUGUCAAUGAGUAUGGUGAAUUGACCUGUGCACCGGAUAAGCGCGAAUGCUAUCGCGAUGAUGACUGUGCCUCGAAUAUGGCCUGCACGGAUGGCAAGUGUCGAAACCCGUGUAUAGUGCCACUGGGCCGUGCCCCUAUUUGUGCCGAAAAUAAAUCAUGUGAGGUACAAGAUCAUAAGCCUGUAUGUAUUUGCAUGCGCGAUUGCCAGCCAUCGAUAUCAAUAUGUUUGCGUGAUGCUGGCUGUCCAGCGGGCUUGGCCUGUCGUAAUUAUCAGUGCGUCGAUCCGUGCAAGUUUGCCACGUGCGCAUCCAACUCGCCAUGCAUUGUCGAGGAUCAUAAGCCGAUAUGUAAAUUCUGCCCAACUGGAUUUAUAGCCGAUGCCAAAUACGGAUGUCAAAAAGCUAAGCCAGGUGGCAACUGUUCCACAAAUGAAGAUUGCAGUGAUGCACAUCAAUGCGGAUCGUCUGGUCAAUGUAUCGAUCCCUGUAACAUAGCUUGCGUGGGUGCAGUUAAGUGCACAACAAAAGCUCACAAAAUUGCGACAUGCAUUUGCUCUACAAAUUCAACAAAAAAUAUGACUUUAAACUGUUCACAUCACAGUACCGAAUCGGAAUCAAACGAGACGAUAACAGACCCAACAACCAUUAAGUAUACAGUGAUGAUUUUGGCAAACCAAACAGAAAUGCGUACUCGUUAUACCGACAUAGAAGCUGACAGUGAGACUACUAGCUCAUUCGAUAGCACAACAGAGUCGUUCAAAACCACGAAACAGUUAGGCAUUGUGAAUUCGUUGAGUCAAAAAGACAUUGUGCAACAGGGUAAAACAGAACAACACAGUACCUCAGAAGCACAUACUGAAUCAACCACUUUAGACGGUUCCACCAAAACUACACCAUUAGUUGAAGGAGAACAUAGAACUACAGAAAGACUGACUUUCAUUUCAACUGAAAGAACUCUUUCCCCCGUUACUCAAACAUCGUCUGCUCCUCAGACAAUGGAAACCACAUUUCCAUCGAGGGAACAGUUUACUUCUUUUCCCACCACAACCCAAAGAACCUCGCCUGGAUCGCCUGUUCCUAGUGUCGACGAAGAAUCCACAGUUACAACAGAACUAAUAACCCAAGAAACUACAGAAACAACUCCAACUAAAAACACAACUUUAGAGACUUCUAUUUUACUGACAGAGCUUAGGAGCACUACCACUCCAUUAACAAUAACUCAGCAUGGUGUUAUGCCUGAACUGACUACCAUUCCAACUCAGAAAUAUCCGUCAGUUGAUUUUCAAACGUCCUCUUCAAAUGACAUACCGACAACUACCCGAACAUCUUUCACUAGCACUUCUCUACCAACUGUCUCUGAGGCAUCCACAGUUCUUAUAACUCAAACAGAACCGACUAGUCAUGAAACUUCGAAAACAACUCAAACUAAAAGAAUACCUUCAGAGGCUACCUCGUCAGUGACUGCAUCCAGGGAAACUACCACUUCAUCAACAAUUGCUCAGCAUGGAACUAUGCCUGGACUGACCACCAUUUCGACAGAGAGAUAUCCGUCAGUUGUUUCUCAAACUAAUCAAACAACCAUCACUAGUACUACUGUACCAACUGUCUCUAAAGAAUCCACAGUUCUAAUAACUCACACAGAACCGGCAAGUCUUGAAACUUCAUAUACUACUGAAACGGGUGUUAUACCUUCAGAGGCUACCACCAUAGUGACUGCCUCCGGGGAAACUACCACCUCAUCAACAAUAGCUCAGCAUGAAACUAUGCAUGGACUGACCACUAUUUCUACUGAGAGAUACCCAUCAGCUGUUUCCCAAACUACCGGGACAACCGUCACUAGUACUACUGUACCCACUGUCACAGAAAAAUCCACAGUUCUUAUAACUCAAACAGAACCGACUAAUCUUGAAACUUCGAACACAACUCAAACGGAUAGAAUACUUUCAGAAGCCACAACCUUAGUGACUGCAUCCGGGGAAACCACCACAUCAUCAACAAUAGCUCAGCAUAGACCUAUGCCUGGACUGACUACCAUUCCGACUGAGAGAUAUCUGCCAGAUGUUACUCAAACUACCCAAACAACCAUCACUAGUACUACGGUAACAACUGUCUCUGAAGAAUCCACAGUACUAGUAACUCAAACAGAACCGACUAGCCUUGAAACUUCAAAUACUACUCAAACAGGUAGAAUACCUUCAGAAGCUACCACCUUAGUGACUGCAUCCGGGGAAACCACCACUUCAUCAACAAUAGCUCAGCAUGGAACUAUGCCUGGACAGACUACCAUUUCGACAGAGAGAUAUCCGUCAGUUGUUUCUCAAACUACCCAAACAACUUUCGCUAGUACUACUGUACCAACAGUCACAGAAGAAUCCACAGUACUAGUAACGCAAACAGAACCGACAAGCCUUGAAACUUUAAAAACUACUCAAACGGAUGGAAUACCUUCAGAGGCUACCACCUUAGCGACUGCAUCCGGGGAAACCACCACAUCAUCAACAAUAGCUCAGCAUGGAACUAUGCCUGGACUGACUACCAUUCCGACUGAGAGAUAUCCGUCAGUUGUUUCUCAAACUACCCAAACAACUUUCGCUAGUACUUCUGUACCAACAGUCACAGAAGAAUCCACAGUACUAGUAACUCAAACAGAACCGACUAGCCUUGAAACUUCAAAUACUACUCAAACAGGUAGAGUACCUUCAGAGGCUACCACCUUCGUGACUGCAUCCGGGGAAACCACCACUUCAUCAACAAUAGCUCAGCAUGGAACUAUGCCUGGACAGACUACCAUUUCGACAGAGAGAUAUCCGUCAGUUGUUUCUCAAACUACCCAAACAACUUUCGCUAGUACUUCUGUACCAACAGUCACAGUAGAAUUCACAGUACAAGUAACGCAAGCAGAACCGACUAGUAUUGAAACUUCAAGAACUACUCAAACAGGUAGAGUACCUUCAGAGACUACCACCUUAGUGACUGCAUCCGGGGAAACCACCACUUCAACAACAAUCGAUCAGCAUGGAACUAUGCCUGGACAGACUACCAUUUCGACAGAGAGAUAUCCGUCAGUUGUUUCUCAAACUACCCAAACAACUUUCCCUAGUACUUCUGUACCAACAGUCACAGAAGAAUCAACAGUACUAGUAACGCAAACUGAACCGUCUAGUAUUGAAACUUCAAAAACUACUCAAACAGGUAGAGUACCUUCAGAGGCUACCACCUUAGUGACUGCAUCCGGGGAAACCACCACAUCAUCAACAAUAGCUCAGCAUGGAACUAUGCCUGGACUGACUGCUAUUCCGACAGAGAGAUAUCCGCCAGAUGAUUUUCAAACGUCCUCUUCAAAUGACACAACAAGUACCCAUGCAGCAUUCACAAGCACUGCUGUACCAGCUGUCACAGAAGAAUCCACAGUACUAGUAACGCAAACAGAACCGACAAGCCUUGAAACUUCAAAUACUACUCAAACAGGUAGAGUACCUUCAGAGGCUACCACCUUCGUGACUGCAUCCGGGGAAACCACCACUUCAUCAACAAAAGCUCAGCAUGGAACUAUGCCUGGACUGCCUACUAUUCCGACUGAGAGAUAUCCGUCAGUUGUUUCUCAAACUACCCAAACAACUUUCGCUAGUACUUCUGUACCAACAGUCACAGUAGAAUCCACAGUACUAGUAACGCAAACAGAACCGACUAGUAUUGAAACUUCAAGAACUACUCAAACAGGUAGAGUACCUUCAGAGACUACCACCUUAGUGACUGCAUCCGGGGAAACCACCACUUCAACAACAAUCGAUCAGCAUGGAACUAUGCCUGGACAGACAACCAUUUCGACAGAGAGAUAUCCGUCAGUUGUUUCUCAAACUACCCAAACCACUUUCCCUAGUACUUCUGUACCAACAGUCACAGAAGAAUCAACAGUACUAGUAACGCAAACAGAACCGUCUAGUAUUGAAACUUUAAAAACUACUCAAACGGAUGGAAUACCUUCAGAGGCUACCACCUUAGCGACUGCAUCCGGGGAAACCACCACAUCAUCAACAAUAGCUCAGCAUGGAACUAUGCCUGGACUGACUACCAUUCCGACUGAGAGAUAUCCGUCAGUUGUUUCUCAAACUACCCAAACAACUUUCGCUAGUACUUCUGUACCAACAGUCACAGAAGAAUCCACAGUACUAGUAACUCAAACAGAACCGACUAGCCUUGAAACUUCAAAUACUACUCAAACAGGUAGAGUACCUUCAGAGGCUACCACCUUCGUGACUGCAUCCGAGGAAACCACCACUUCAUCAACAAUAGCUCAGCAUGGAACUAUACCUGGACUGACUGCUAUUCCGACAGAGAGAUAUCCGUCAGUUGAUUCUCAAACGUCCUCAUCAAAUGACAUAACGACAACUACCCAAACAGCUUUCACUAGCACUUCUUUACCAGCUAUCUCUGAACCAUCGACAGUUCUAAUAAAUCAAACAGAACCGACUAGUCUUGAAGCUUCAAAUACUACUCAAACGGAUAGAAUACUUUCAGAGGCCACCGACGUAGUGACUGCAUCUGGGGAAACCACCACAUCAUCAACAAUAGCUCAGCAUGGAACUAUGCCUGGACUGACUACCAUUCCGACAGAGAGAUAUCCGUCAGUUGAUUUCCAAACUACCCAAACAACUUUCGCUAGUACUUCUGUACCAACAGUCACAGAAGAAUCCACAGUACUAGUAACUCAAACAGAACCGACUAGCCUUGAAACUUCAAAAACUACUCAAACAGACAAAAUACCUUCAGAAGCUACCACCUUAGCGACUGCAUCCGGGGAAACCACCACAUCAUCAACAAUAGCUCAGCAUGGAACUAUGCCUGGACUGACUACCAUUCCGACUGAGAGAUAUCCGUCAGUUGUUUCUCAAACUACCCAAACAAUUUUCGCUAAAACUUCUGUACCAACAGUCACAGAAGAAUCCACAGUACUAGUAACGCAAACAGAACCGACUAGUAUUGAAACUUCAAGAACUACUCAAACAGGUAGAGUACCUUCAGAGACUACCACCUUAGUGACUGCAUCCGGGGAAACCACCACUUCAACAACAAUCGAUCAGCAUGGAACUAUGCCUGGACAGACUACCAUUUCGACAGAGAGAUAUCGGUCAGUUGUUUCUCAAACUACUCAAACAACUUUCCCUAGUACUUCUGUACCAACAGUCACAGAAGAAUUCACAGUUCUAAUAACUCAAACAGAACCGACUAAUUUUGAAACUACGAAAUCUACUCAAACUGAAAGAAUACCUUCAGAGGUUUCCACUUUAGGGACUACAUCCAUGGAAACUACAACUUCAUCAGCAAUAACUCAGAUUGAUACUAUUCCUGUACUGACUACCAUUCCGACUAAGAGAUAUCCGUCAGUUGUUUCUCAAACUACUCAAACAACUUUCCCUACUACUUCUGUUCCAACAGUUACAGAAGAAUUCACAGUUCUAAUAACUCAAACAGAACCGACUAACUUUGAAACUACGAAAUCUACUCAAACUGAAAGAAUACCUUCAGAGGUUUCCACUUUGGGGACUACAUCCAUGGAAACUACUACUUCAUCAGCAAUAGGUCAGAUUGAUACUAUUCCUGUACUGACUACCAUUCCGACUGAGAGAUAUCCGUCAGUUGUUUCUCAAACUAACGAAACUGUCAUUAGCACUACUGUACCCAGUGUCACAGAAGAAUUCACAGUUCUAAUAACUCAAACAGAACCGACUAGUCUUUUAACGUCGAAAACUACUCAAACAGACAAAAUACCUUCAGAAGCUACCACCUUAGUGACUGCAUCCGGGGAAACCACCACAUCAUCAACAAUAGCUCAGCAUGGAACUAUGCCUGGACUGCCUACCAUUCCGACUGAGAGAUAUCCGUCAGUUGUUUCUCAAACUACCCAAACAACUUUCGCUAGUACUUCUGUACCAACAGUCACAGAAGAAUCCACAGUACUAGUAACUCAAACAGAACCGACUAGCCUUGAAACUUCAAAUACUACUCAAACAGGUAGAGUACCUUCAGAGGCUACCACCUUCGUGACUGCAUCCGAGGAAACCACCACUUCAUCAACAAUAGCUCAGCAUGGAACUAUACCUGGACUGACUGCUAUUCCGACAGAGAGAUAUCCGUCAGUUGAUUCUCAAACGUCCUCAUCAAAUGACAUAACGACAACUACCCAAACAGCUUUCACUAGCACUUCUUUACCAGCUAUCUCUGAACCAUCGACAGUUCUAAUAAAUCAAACAGAACCGACUAGUCUUGAAGCUUCAAAUACUACUCAAACGGAUAGAAUACUUUCAGAGGCCACCGACGUAGUGACUGCAUCUGGGGAAACCACCACAUCAUCAACAAUAGCUCAGCAUGGAACUAUGCCUGGACUGACUACCAUUCCGACUGAGAGAUAUCCGUCAGUUGUUUCUCAAACUACCCAAGCAACUUUCGCUAGUACUUCUGUACCAACAGUCACAGAAGAAUCCACAGUACUAGUAACGCAAACAGAACCGACUAGCCUUGAAACUUCAAAUACUACUCAAACAGGUGGAAUACCUUCAGAAGCUACCACUUUAGUGACUGCAUCCGGGGAAACCACCACUUCAUCAACAAUAGCUCAGCAUGGAACUAUGCCUGGACUGACUACCAUUCCGACUGAGAGAUAUCCGUCAGUUGUUUCUCAAACUACUCAAACAAUUUUCCCUAGUACUUCUGUACCAACAGUCACAGAAGAAUUCACAGUACUAGUAACUCAAACAGAACCGACUAGCCUUGAAACUUCAAAUACUACUCAAACAGGUAGAGUACCUUCAGAGGCUACCACCUUCGUGACUGCAUCCGGGGAAACCACCACUUCAUCAACAAUAGCUCAGCAUGGAACUAUGCCUGGACUGCCUACCAUUCCGACUGAGAGAUAUCCGUCAGUUGUUUCUCAAACUACCCAAACAACUUUCGCUAGUACUUCUGUACCAACAGUCACAGAAGAAUCCACAGUACUAGUAACUCAAACAGAACCGACUAGCCUUGAAACUUCAAAUACUACUCAAACAGGUAGAGUACCUUCAGAGGCUACCACCUUCGUGACUGCAUCCGAGGAAACCACCACUUCAUCAACAAUAGCUCAGCAUGGAACUAUACCUGGACUGACUGCUAUUCCGACAGAGAGAUAUCCGUCAGUUGAUUCUCAAACGUCCUCAUCAAAUGACAUAACGACAACUACCCAAACAGCUUUCACUAGCACUUCUUUACCAGCUAUCUCUGAACCAUCGACAGUUCUAAUAAAUCAAACAGAACCGACUAGUCUUGAAGCUUCAAAUACUACUCAAACGGAUAGAAUACUUUCAGAGGCCACCGACGUAGUGACUGCAUCUGGGGAAACCACCACAUCAUCAACAAUAGCUCAGCAUGGAACUAUGCCUGGACUGACUACCAUUCCGACUGAGAGAUAUCCGUCAGUUGUUUCUCAAACUACCCAAACAACUUUCGCUAGUACUUCUGUACCAACAGUCACAGAAGAAUCCACAGUGCUAGUAACGCAAACAGAACCGACUAGCCUUGAAACUUCAAAUACUACUCAAACAGGUGGAAUACCUUCAGAAGCUACCACUUUAGUGACUGCAUCCGGGGAAACCACCACUUCAUCAACAAUAGCUCAGCAUGGAACUAUGCCUGGACUGACUACCAUUCCGACUGAGAGAUAUCCGUCAGUUGUUUCUCAAACUACUCAAACAAUUUUCCCUAGUACUUCUGUACCAACAGUCACAGAAGAAUUCACAGUACUAGUAACUCAAACAGAACCGACUAGCCUUGAAACUUCAAAUACUACUCAAACAAGUAGAGUACCUUCAGAGGCUACCACCUUCGUGACUGCAUCCGGGGAAACCACCACUUCAUCAACAAUAGCUCAGCAUGGAACUAUGCCUGGACUGACUACCAUUCCGACUGAGAGAUAUCCGUCAGUUGUUUCUCAAACUACCCAAACAACUUUCGCUAGUACUUCUGUACCAACAGUCACAGAAGAAUCCACAGUACUAAUAACUCAAACAGAACCGACUAGCCUUGAAACUUCAAAUACUACUCAAACAGGUAGAGUACCUUCAGAGGCUACCACCUUCGUGACUGCAUCCGGGGAAACCACCACUUCAUCAACAAUAGCUCAGCAUGGAACUAUGCCUGGACUGACUACCAUUCCGACUGAGAGAUAUCCGUCAGUUGUGUCUCAAACUACCCAAACAACUUUCGCGAGUACUUCUGUACCAACAGUCACAGAAGAAUCCACAGUACAAGUAACGCAAACAGAACCGACUAGUAUUGAAACUUCAAAAACUACUCAAACAGGUAGAGUACCUUCAGAGGCUACCACCUUCGUGACUGCAUCCGGGGAAACCACCACUUCAUCAACAAUAGCUCAGCAUGGAACUAUACCUGGACUGACUGCUAUUCCGACAGAGAGAUAUCCGUCAGUUGAUUCUCAAACGUCCUCAUCAAAUGACAUAACGUCAACUACCCAAACAGCUUUCACUAGCACUUCUUUACCAGCUAUCUCUGAAGCAUCGACAGUUCUAAUAACUCAAACAGAACCGACUAGUCUUGAAGCUUCAAAUACCACUCAAACUAUACCUGGACUGACUGCUAUUCCGACAGAGAGAUAUCCGUCAGUUGAUUCUCAAACGUCCUCAUCAAAUGACAUAACGACAACUACCCAAACAGCUUUCACUAGCACUUCUUUACCAGCUAUCUCUGAACCAUCGACAGUUCUAAUAAAUCAAACAGAACCGACUAGUCUUGAAGCUUCAAAUACUACUCAAACGGAUAGAAUACUUUCAGAGGCCACCGACGUAGUGACUGCAUCUGGGGAAACCACCACAUCAUCAACAAUAGCUCAGCAUGGAACUAUGCCUGGACUGACUACCAUUCCGACUGAGAGAUAUCCGUCAGUUGUUUCUCAAACUACUCAAACAACUUUCCCUAGUACUUCUGUACCAACAGUCACAGAAGAAUUCACAGCUCUAAUAACUCAAACAGAACCGACUAAUUUUGAAACUACGAAAUCUACUCAAACUGAAAGAAUACCUUCAGAGGUUUCCACUUUAGGGACUACAUCCAUGGAAACUACUACUUCAUCAGCAAUAACUCAGAUUGAUACUAUUCCUGUACUGACUACCAUUCCGACUGAGAGAUAUCCGUCAGUUGUUUCUCAAACUAACGAAACUGUCAUUAGUACUACUGUACCCAGUGUCACAAAAGAAUCCACAGUUUUAAUAGCUCAAACAGAACCGACUAGUCUUGAAACUUCAAAAACUACUCAAACGGAUGGAAUACCUUCAGAGGCUACCACCUUAACGACUGCUUCUGGGGAAACCACCACGUCAUCAACAAUAGCUCAGCAUGAACCUAUGCCUGGACUGACUACCAUUCCGACAGAGAGAUAUCCGUCAGUUGAUUUCCAAACUACCCAAACAACUUUCGCUAGUACUUCUGUACCAACAGUCACAGAAGAAUCCACAGUACUAGUAACUCAAACAGAACCGACUAGCCUUGAAACUUCAAAAACUACUCAAACAGACAAAAUACCUUCAGAAGCUACCACCUUAGCGACUGCAUCCGGGGAAACCACCACAUCAUCAACAAUAGCUCAGCAUGGAACUAUGCCUGGACUGACUACCAUUCCGACUGAGAGAUAUCCGUCAGUUGUUUCUCAAACUACCCAAACAAUUUUCGCUAGUACUUCUGUACCAACAGUCACAGAAGAAUCCACAGUACUAGUAACGCAAACAGAACCGACUAGUAUUGAAACUUCAAGAACUACUCAAACAGGUAGAGUACCUUCAGAGACUACCACCUUAGUGACUGCAUCCGGGGAAACCACCACUUCAACAACAAUCGAUCAGCAUGGAACUAUGCCUGGACAGACUACCAUUUCGACAGAGAGAUAUCCGUCAGUUGAUUUCCAAACUACCCAAACAACUUUCGCUAGUACUUCUGUACCAACAGUCACAGAAGAAUCCACAGUACUAGUAACGCAAACAGAACCGACUAGUAUUGAAACUUCAAGAACUACUCAAACAGGUAGAGUACCUUCAGAGACUACCACCUUAGUGACUGCAUCCGGGGAAACCACCACUUCAACAACAAUCGAUCAGCAUGGAACUAUGCCUGGACAGACUACCAUUUCGACAGAGAGAUAUCCGUCACUUGAUUUCCAAACUACCCAAACAACUUUCGCUAGUACUUCUGUACCAACAGUCACAGAAGAAUCCACAGUACUAGUAACUCAAACAGAACCGACUAGCCUUGAAACUUCAAAUACUACUCAAACAGGUAGAGUACCUUCAGAGGCUACCACCUUCGUGACUGCAUCCGGGGAAACCACCACGUCAUCAACAAUAGCUCAGCAUGGACCUAUGCCUGGACUGACCACCAUUCCGACAGAGAGAUAUCCGUCAGUUGAUUUCCAAACAACUUUCGCUAGUUCUUCUGUACCAACAGUCACAGAAGAAUCCACAGUACUAGUAAUUCAAACAGAACCGACUAGCCUUGAAACUUCAAAAACUACUCAAACAGACAAAAUACCUUCAGAAGCUACCACCUUAGCGACUGCAUCCGGGGAAACCACCACAUCAUCAACAAUAGCUCAGCAUGGAACUAUGCCUGGACUGACUACCAUUCCGACUGAGAGAUAUCCGUCAGUUGUUUCUCAAACUGCCCAAACAAUUUUCGCUAGUACUUCUGUACCAACAGUCACAGAAGAAUCCACAGUACUAGUAACGCAAACAGAACCGACUAGUAUUGAAACUUCAAGAACUACUCAAACAGGUAGAGUACCUUCAGAGACUACCACCUUAGUGACUGCAUCCGGGGAAACCACCACUUCAACAACAAUCGAUCAGCAUGGAACUAUGCCUGGACAGACUACCAUUUCGACAGAGAGAUAUCCGUCAGUUGAUUUCCAAACUACCCAAACAACUUUCGCUAGUACUUCUGUACCAACAGUCACAGAAGAAUCCACAGUACUAGUAACGCAAACAGAACCGACUAGUAUUGAAACUUCAAGAACUACUCAAACAGGUAGAGUACCUUCAGAGACUACCACCUUAGUGACUGCAUCCGGGGAAACCACCACUUCAACAACAAUCGAUCAGCAUGGAACUAUGCCUGGACAGACUACCAUUUCGACAGAGAGAUAUCCGUCAGUUGAUUUCCAAACUACCCAAACAACUUUCGCUAGUACUUCUGUACCAACAGUCACAGAAGAAUCCACAGUACUAGUAACUCAAACAGAACCGACUAGCCUUGAAACUUCAAAUACUACUCAAACAGGUAGAGUACCUUCAGAGGCUACCACCUUCGUGACUGCAUCCGGGGAAACCACCACGUCAUCAACAAUAGCUCAGCAUGGACCUAUGCCUGGACUGACCACCAUUCCGACAGAGAGAUAUCCGUCAGUUGAUUUCCAAACAACUUUCGCUAGUUCUUCUGUACCAACAGUCACAGAAGAAUCCACAGUACUAGUAAUUCAAACAGAACCGACUAGCCUUGAAACUUCAAAAACUACUCAAACAGACAAAAUACCUUCAGAAGCUACCACCUUAGCGACUGCAUCCGGGGAAACCACCACAUCAUCAACAAUAGCUCAGCAUGGAACUAUGCCUGGACUGACUACCAUUCCGACUGAGAGAUAUCCGUCAGUUGUUUCUCAAAGUAACGAAACCGUCACUAGUACUACGGUACCCACUGUCACAGAAAAAUCCACAGUUCUAAUAACUCAAACAGAACCGACUACUCUCGAGACUUCAAAUACUACUCAAACGGAUAGAAUACCUUCAGAAGCUACCACCUUAGUUACUGCAUCCAAGGAAACUACUGAAGAACCGUCGAUUAGCACGAUGCCUUUCUUUUAUUCAUCAAUGGGUUAUCCGCGCAGCACAACUACUCAAAGCGUUACAGUAACAACUAUGUUAGGCUUAGGUUUUCAAGAAACGACACCCAUAACGGAAGGUACGCGUAUUUAUUUUGGUGUGCCAAAUACCACAGACAUGACUCGAACAGAAGAACACACAACACAACUGUUUUCAACUUGUAUCAUAACUGACGAUUGUUCGGACGAUGAGAUAUGUUUGAAAGCAUUCUGCAUUAGACCCUGCGAGUAUUACAAAAACCUUUGUAAUGCUCAGAAUUAUUCUGUUUGUCGUACAUUGAACCACACCGCUAUGUGCUAUUGUGAUACCGACGCAGAUGUAAAUAAACCCGGUUGCUCUAUUAAUGCAGAAAUCGGUUGCGCCUCCAGCGACGAAUGCCCAACACAACAAGCAUGCGUGAAUGCUCUUUGCGUGGAUCCCUGCGCCUAUGAGAAUCCAUGCGGUCGCAGUGAUGAUUGUCGCGUUGUUGCUCAUCAACCAGUUUGUGCCAACGACUGCGAGUGUCAGCGCAAAUCCGAUUGUCGGAAUGGUUUCGAAUGUGAUGGUUGUCACUGUCGUGACACAACAGGUCGCACUCCUGGCUGUGAGCACUGCCCACCAGGCGCAAAGUGUGAUCCCACAACUGGUGCUUGUAUUAAAGCUAAUGUAACAAUAACAACUAGUACUACCAAGAAAACCACAGUGAAACCGAAAACAACAGCACAAACAACAACAACAGCUAACCCAAAUACAGGUGAUGAUAUGUUGCCAACCUUAAGCAAGGGUACCACCACUAGCACCACCAUCAUCACUACUAGCACUGAAACGAGCACAGUCAUAGGCGCUACUAACAAAACCAGCACAAGUAAAACCACCAUUGAGACUACAACCAUCAAGUCGGGGCACACGAAAGGCUAUCGGGAUGGUGAAAACAAUAUAACAGAUACGCCAACACCAAGACCCGUGAUUACAACAACCACACUGACUAGCAAAGAUGGUGGCAGGCGCACUACAACCCCAAAAAUGAAGACGACUCGACUUGAUACCUCAAAUGAGAUACCAGAGACGACAACUAUGACCAGCACAACGCCUUGGCCCACGGAACUACCAACUAGAGCAGGCACAACAACGGAAAUCAACGAUCUAAACAUGGUGUAUACAACAACAUCUACACCACCACCGAACACCACAGAUAUUACAGUUAUUAACCCAUGUACAGUAGAUACUAACUGUGCUCCUAACGAGCACUGUAAACUGGGGCGUUGCAAACCCAAAGAGCCACCUGGCACGCCUAAAACACCCGAGCCAUGCCAAUCAAACAAUGAUUGCAUUGAAAGCGAGGCCUGUUACAUGGGUUUGUGUCACGAUCCCUGCGAAUUUGCAAAAAUUUGUGCUUCGAGUGCCAAGUGUACAGCAAAGAGUCACCGACCAAUUUGCAGCUGUCCGCAGGGUCAUGAAGGCAACCCGAUGGUCAAGUGUGUACCAACUCAAACUUCAAUGGAAUGUACGGACAACUCAGAUUGCGGAAUUACGGAAGCCUGCAUCAAUGAGCGUUGCCAGCACCCUUGCGACGUGCAUGAUCCAUGUGCCCAGAACGCGGUUUGUAUCAAUGCCAAUCAUGCAGCUGAUUGCAGUUGCCUGGACGGCUAUCAGGGCAACGGUUUUGUCGGUUGCCAGCCAGCACGCACCCACGUCUGUCAAUACAACGAGGAUUGUCCACCCAACAAGCUAUGCGAUCGCCUUAAUCGACGCUGUAUUAAUCCUUGCCAAGAGGAUUCGUGCGGCGAAAACGCCGAGUGUGUUCCGGUUAACCAUGGCAUCGAUUGUCGCUGCUUACCCGGAUACCUAGGCAAUGCGUAUGUUCUAUGCCAGCAAUCCCAGGGUUGUCGCUCCAAUUCCGAGUGUGAUGUCAGCCAGGCAUGCAUUAAUGGCAAGUGUAUAUCGCCUUGUCAGUGUGGUGCUUAUGCCCUGUGUGAUGUCAUCAAUCAUCGAGGCAUUUGCAAGUGCCCACCUGGAUAUAAUGGUAAUCCAGAGGUGGGUUGCAGUCCACCGCAGAAUCCAUGCGAUCCCAACCCAUGCGGUCUGAAUGCGCAGUGUGAGUUGGACAACGGAAAUCCCAUAUGCUUCUGCCCCAAAGGACUUACGGGUAACCCGUUCAAGAAUUGCAUUCCUGAGGGCGAUGAAUGCACACCCAAUCCUUGUGGUCCCAACUCUGGUUGUCGUCGCGUCAACGGUGCUCCAGUUUGCUUCUGUUUGCCAGAAUAUGAAGGUCAACCUCCACUCAUAGCUUGUGAGUUACCCUCAAAUCCAUGCGAGCCCUCUCCGUGCGGGCCCAACACGCAGUGUGCAGUACUGAGCAACGGAUUCUCCAAAUGCACCUGCCUCCCAGGCUAUGUGGAAAGUCCAAACACCAUACGCGGCUGCGUGGAGCCAAUCAAUCCCUGUGAGCCUAAUCCGUGUGGUACAGGUGCCAUCUGCGACUCAUCCCGCCAGCCUGUCUGCUACUGUCCGGACAACAAGAUUGGAAAUCCGUUCAGAAUUUGCGAGAAGCCAGCGGUCUCUGUUGAACUGUGUCAGCCCGGUCCAUGUGGUCGCAAUGCUGACUGCUAUGUGGCCGGAAAUCGCGAGGAAUGCUUUUGCCGUUCGGGCUACGUUGGAGAUGCUUACCAGGGCUGUAUGGAACCAAGUCGCACUGUGUGUGAUCCUAAUCCCUGCGGACCCAAUGCCAACUGCGUUGUAGCUGGUAAUGGUCAAACAGCUUGUGUGUGCCCUGAAGGUUUGUCUGGCGAUCCAACAUCCGACGCCGGCUGCCAUGGCUACGAAUGUCAAGUGGAUGCCGACUGUCCCCAUAACAAGGCCUGUAUGGGCUUCCAUUGCUACGAUCCCUGCCCUGGUGCCUGCGGUCAAGGGGCCAAUUGCCGCGUGGAACAGCAUCAUCCAGUUUGUUCUUGCAAUGCUGGCUUAACCGGCAAUCCUGGUGUGCGCUGCUUUGCCUUGGAUUUGCCAAAGGCCAGCCCCUGUGUGCCUAGUCCAUGCGGUUUGAACAGCGAGUGCAAAUUGCUAAAUAACCGCGCUGUCUGCUCAUGCUUACCUGGAUAUCUCGGCGAUCCUCAGACCGGCUGUCAGCCGGAAUGCGAUAUUAACUCGGACUGCGGGGAGUUACAAUCCUGCAUAAAUCAUAAGUGCGUGGAUCCGUGUGCUGGUACCAUCUGCGGUAUUAAUGCUAUUUGCAAUGUGCGUCAGCAUACACCUGUUUGCCAUUGCCUCGAUGGCUUCGCUGGAGAUGCCUUCCUGCAGUGUGUGCCUGUUGGUAUUUUGAAGAACAUCUCACGUGAUCCUUGUGCACCCUCGCCUUGUGGACCAAAUGACGUGUGCUCCGUAUUUGGCGAUGGUGUCGCACUAUGUGAUCCUUGCUUUGGACCCAAUGCUCAGCAGAAUCCCCGCUGUAGACCAGAAUGUAUUGCGAACUCCGACUGUCCGUUUGAUCGUGCAUGCUUGGGUCAACGAUGUUUGGAUCCCUGCCCCGGCUCCUGUGGACGCAACGCUAUUUGCAACGUGUACGAGCAUAACCCAGUAUGUGCUUGCCCUAACGGACUCUAUGGCAAUCCCUACGAACAAUGUGCGCCACCCUCGCCAAUUGUACCAACACCUUCGGCUAGUUGUGCUAAGCUGCAGUGUGGUCCCAAUGCCGACUGCAAACGCCAAAGUGGUGGUUUGGCAUGCGUCUGUCGCAAGGGUUACUUUGGAAAUCCCUACUUUGGCUGUCGACCCGAGUGCGUGCUCAACAGUGACUGUUCUGCGGACAAAUCUUGUAUGAACUCCAAGUGUGUGGACGCUUGUGUCGGAGUCUGUGGCGUCAAUGCCGUGUGUCGGGUCGUCAACCAUGCACCAGUUUGUGUGUGCGCCGAGGGUUAUAGUGGUGAUGCCUUCGUGGCAUGCAAUCCAUAUUACUUGCCACCGGUGCUACCGCCUACCGAUCGUCGUAAUCCGUGCGAGCCCUCGCCUUGUGGCCCGAACUCGCGUUGCUUGGCUUCAGCUGACGGUUAUGCCGCUUGCUCCUGUCUACCCAAUUUCAAGGGUGCUCCACCAGUUUGCCAGCCAGAGUGCGUGGUCAGCUCAGAAUGUGCACCUAACCAGGCGUGCAUCAAUCAACGCUGCGCCGAUCCUUGCCCAGGCACUUGCGGCAUUGGUGCGAGGUGUGAAGUUCUGAAUCAUAAUCCGAUUUGCUCAUGUGAGGCACUCUUUGAGGGUGAUCCAUUCGUGUCUUGCUCGCGCGUGCCUGAACCGCCACCAGAUGGCAAAUCACCAGCAAAUCCUUGCGUACCAUCGCCGUGCGGUCCCAACUCCAUAUGCCAGAUUAAACAGAACCGACCAGUGUGCUCGUGCGUUGCCAAUUAUAUAGGCAGUCCCCCAUACUGCCGACCCGAGUGCACGCUAAGCAGUGAAUGCCCCACCGAUAAGGCAUGCAUACAGGAAAAAUGUCAAAAUCCAUGCGCCAACACUUGUGGACACAAUGCCCGCUGCACGGUAGUUGCGCACUCAGCUCAUUGCAGCUGCGACGCAGGAUACGAAGGCGACGCCUUCGUGGGCUGCUCAAAGGUCAUAGAACAGAAACCACACGAUCAUAUCAAUCCCUGUUAUCCAAAUCCGUGCGCAGAGAAUGCAGUGUGCACACCGCAUAAUGACGCCGCUCGGUGCAGCUGCAUUGAGCCCUACUUUGGGGAUCCAUACAACACCGGCUGUCGGCCAGAAUGUAUUUAUAACUCCGAAUGUCCAUCGUCUUUGGCCUGCAUUAAGCAGCACUGUCGAAAUCCUUGCACAGGCGCAUGCGGUCCCAAUGCCGAGUGCGGCGUGAUCAACCAUUUGCCCACUUGCAGUUGCACGCAUGGCUUCGAGGGCGAUCCCUUCGUAGGCUGCAAACGCACUCCCAUUGGACCCGUCAGCGUGUGUGAGCCCAACCCUUGUGGACCAAAUAGUAUAUGCCGCACAGUUGAGGGUCAUCCAACAUGUAGUUGUCAAGUUGGUUACUUUGGCGCACCACCCACAUGCCGCCCGGAGUGUGUAGUUAGCUCUGAGUGUGCUCAGCAUUUGGCAUGUAUUAAUCAAAAGUGCGCCGAUCCAUGCAGUGGCACAUGCGGCUUCAAUGCCAAAUGUCAAGUUAACAAUCACAAUCCCAUCUGUACUUGCCCAAAUGAAUAUGUAGGAGAUCCAUUCGAACAAUGUGUUCCUAAACCGCCUGAAUCACGACCCGCUGUCAAUCCCUGCCUACCAAAUCCUUGUGGGCCAAAUGCCAUGUGCCGUGAUGUAAACAAUCGUGCAGAGUGCUCUUGCUUAGAGGGCAUGUUCGGUGCACCACCCAACUGCCGACCCGAAUGCGUUAUUAAUCAGGACUGCCCCUCGAAUCGCGCCUGCAUACGCCAGCGCUGCGAAGAUCCUUGCAUUGGCACUUGCGGCUUCAAUGCGUUGUGUAAUACCCAGCAUCAUCAGCCCAAGUGCAGUUGUCUUGACGGUUACGAAGGCGAUCCGUACACGGGUUGCAAUAUGCAUCAAAUUGUGGUGCCCGAUGUACCCUCUGAUCCAUGCUAUCCAUCGCCAUGUGGUGCAAAUGCCAUUUGUCGCGAACGCAACGGUGCUGGCUCAUGCAGCUGCAUUCAAAAUUAUUUUGGUGAUCCAUACAUUAAUUGCCAACCCGAGUGUGUGCAAAACAGCGACUGCCCCGGUAGCAAGGCUUGUAUCAAUAUGAAGUGUCGUGAUCCCUGUGCGAAUGCGUGCGGUUUUAAUGCGGUUUGUCGCGUUACUCAUCAUCAACCCGUUUGCAGUUGUGAGCCAGGUUUUACAGGAAAUCCAUUACGCGCCUGCGUGGAGCGACCCACAAAUAUGUACCUGCCAUUGCCCAAAGAUCCAUGCAGACCGUCCCCCUGCGGCCUCUUUAGCACCUGUCAUGUUGUUGGGAGUCGUCCAGUCUGCGCUUGCCUGCCAGAUUAUAUGGGCAACCCACCCAACUGCAAGCCGGAGUGUUUGACAAGUGCAGAGUGUACCUCAGAUAGGGCCUGCAUUAAUCAGAGAUGCCGCGAUCCCUGCCCCGGCACCUGUGGCUACAAUGCGCGCUGCCGGACAUCGAAUCAUUCGCCCAUCUGCAGCUGCUAUGAUGGUUAUACUGGUGAUCCAUUCCAUCAGUGUGUGCCCGAGCAAAAGCCAGCACCCAUUCCCGAUCCCAUACAACCGGUAAAUCCCUGCGUGCCUUCGCCCUGUGGCCCUAACUCACAGUGCCAAGUCGCAAGUAGCGGUGCCGUCUGCGCCUGUCUCAACAACUACAUCGGACGUCCUCCUGCAUGCCGGCCCGAAUGCAGCAUUAAUUCUGAGUGCCCGGCUCGUAUGGCCUGCAUGAAUGCACGCUGCGCCGAUCCAUGCAUUGGUUCCUGUGGCAAUAACGCGAUCUGCCAUGUCAGCUUCCAUGCGCCCGUGUGUAUGUGCCAGCAAGGCUACACAGGAGAUCCAUUUUCCGGCUGCUACAAAAUCUUAGAAACACCCGUAGAAACCACACAACCCUGUCGACCCAGCCCUUGUGGUCUGAACGCUCUUUGUGAGGAGCGUACUCAAGCUGCAGCCUGCAAAUGUUUGCCCGAAUACUUUGGCGAUCCGUACGUCGAGUGCCGACCCGAGUGUGUGAUCAACUCGGAUUGCCCCAAAACGCGCGCCUGUGUCAACCAGAAGUGCGUUGACCCAUGUCCGGGUAUGUGCGGCCAUAGUGCGCUAUGUGCCGUAUUUAACCACGCGCCCAACUGCGAAUGUCUGCCAGGCUAUACAGGAAAUCCCAUAGUGGGCUGUCAUUUAGUACCCGAAUCGCCACGAUAUCCCGAUCCUAUUGUACCCGAAAAUCCAUGUCAACCCUCACCAUGCGGUUUAUAUAGCAACUGCCGCGCACUCAACGGUCAUGCAGUUUGCUCAUGCAUUCCAAAUUAUGUGGGCGCACCACCUAACUGCCGGCCCGAAUGCAUGAGCAGUUCGGAAUGCAGCCAGGACAAGUCCUGCAUUAACGAGCGCUGCAAAGAUCCUUGCCCUGGCACAUGCGGGAACGAUGCGCUAUGUCGCGUCGUAAAUCACAAUCCCAUUUGCUCCUGCAUCCCUGGCUACAGUGGUGAUCCUUUCGUACGCUGCCUACUCGAAGAAAAACGCCCCAUCAUAAGCAAUCCCAUCGAUCCGUGUGUGCCUUCGCCAUGCGGACCCAACUCGCAGUGUAGGGUGUCGGCGGCUAAUGAGCAGCCCGUCUGCUCAUGCUUGCAACAUUAUGUGGGUAGGGCCCCAAAUUGUCGGCCCGAGUGUACCUCGAACUCCGAGUGUGCUGGGAACUUAGCCUGCAUCAAUCUACGCUGCCAGGACCCCUGCGUGGGCACCUGCGGCAUUCAAACAACCUGCCUUGUAAAUAAUCAUAGACCAAUUUGCCGUUGCCUCGAUGGCUACAUCGGCGAUCCAUUCUCUGAGUGUAGUCCACAAAUUAUCAUACCGCCCGAAAUUGCUGAACCCUGUAAUCCCAGUCCUUGUGGAGUCAAUGCUCUUUGUAAAGAACGGAACGGCGUCGGCUCCUGCACCUGCCUGCCUGAAUAUAGUGGCGACCCAUACACAGAGUGUCGUCCGGAGUGUGUGCUUAACAGCGACUGUUCCAAAAAUCGUGCCUGCCUUAAUAACAAGUGCCGAGAUCCCUGUCCAGGCGUAUGCGGCAUUGCCGCCGAGUGUCACGUCAUCAAUCACUCGCCCAGCUGUAGUUGUCCAUCCGGUUAUACGGGCAAUCCGUCACAGUACUGCCGUGAAAUACCCAAAUGUAGAGUAUUCCUAAAAAAAUCGGAUAAAAUCGGUCUAGUAAUAUUUCACCCCAAUUUUGUAGUGGCGCCACCUGUGCAACCGUGUCAACCAUCACCAUGCGGUCCCUAUAGCCAGUGCCGCGAGGUGAAUGGUCAUGCAGUCUGCUCGUGCAUUGCUAAUUAUAUUGGUGCACCGCCUGCCUGUCGUCCCGAGUGCUCGGUUAGCUCCGAAUGCUCGCAAGACAAGGCGUGCAUUAAUCUGCGCUGUGUAGACCCAUGUCCAGGCACUUGCGGUAAUGAAGCCGUAUGUAAGGUGACCAACCACAAUCCUAUUUGCUCCUGCCCAGCUGGCUAUAGUGGCGAUCCGUUUGUGCGUUGCGCACCUUGGCAGCAAGAGCCCGAAGCUCCCAAAUCCAAUGAGAAUCCUUGCGUACCAAGUCCCUGCGGUCCAAACUCGCAAUGUCGCGUGGUUGGCGAAACGGGCGUCUGUUCAUGCUUGCCCAACUAUAUUGGACGUGCACCAAAUUGUCGCCCGGAAUGCACACAAAACUCGGAAUGCCCCAGUAAUCUGGCUUGUAUCAACGAGCGUUGCAAGGAUCCAUGUCCCGGCUCAUGCGGCUUUAACGCUUUUUGCAACGUGGUGAACCACUCGCCAGUUUGCACCUGCGAAAGCGGCUACUCGGGCGAUCCAUUUGCUGGCUGCAACCCGCAACCUAUCGCCACGCCUGAAGAACGUUUAACACCCUGCGUACCUACACCUUGCGGUCCGAAUGCGGAGUGUCGAGAGCGCAAUGGGGCUGGCUCCUGUACGUGCCUACCAGAAUAUUUUGGUGAUCCGUACAGUGGCUGCCGUCCGGAGUGCGUAGUGAACAGCGACUGCGCACGUGAAAGAUCUUGCAUCAAUCAGAAAUGCGUUGACCCUUGUCCGGGUGUUUGUGGCUUAAACGCGGAGUGUCGCGUGUCUAAUCACUUGCCCAGCUGCCUCUGCUUAGCUGGUUAUACUGGAAACCCAUCGAGUGCAUGCCGCGAAAUACCACAACUACCUGAACCACCUGUUAUCAAUGAAAAUCCUUGCGUGCCUUCACCCUGCGGUCCGUACAGUCAAUGUCGCGAAAUAAACAACCAUGCCGUCUGCUCCUGUCAGCCCGGUUUCAUUGGCUCUGCGCCCAACUGUAGACCCGAAUGCAUUGUUAGCUCGGAUUGCGCACAAGAUCUUAACUGUCAGAAUCAGAAGUGCGUCGAUCCAUGCCCCGGCACUUGCGGCAUUGAAGCGCGUUGCCAGGUUAUUAACCACUAUCCUGCAUGUUCCUGUGCCCCAGGCUAUACUGGAGAUCCCUUCAAUCGAUGCACUCGCGUUCUAUUGGAACCAACACCCAAAGAAUCUGGUAAUCCCUGUGUGCCCUCACCCUGCGGACCAAACUCCAAAUGCGUCGAUGUGCACGGUUCACCUGCAUGCUCCUGCCUACCCGACUAUCUCGGACGGCCACCCAACUGCCGACCCGAGUGCAUGUCUAGUCCCGAUUGUCCAGCCAACUUGGCCUGUGUUAAUCAGCGCUGUGCUAACCCAUGUAUCGGUGCAUGCGGGAUACACUCACAGUGUACUGUUAUCAAGCAUAACCCGAACUGUCAAUGCGAGCCUGGUUAUACCGGAGAUCCCUUCUCAGGCUGUGCUAUUAUACAACAAAUCACGCCAACGGAAGCUCCUCGUAAUCCAUGUAAUCCAAGCCCAUGUGGUGCCAAUGCUAUCUGUCGUGAACGCAACGGUGCGGGCUCCUGUGCAUGCUUGCCUGAGUACUUUGGUGAUCCGUACAGUGGUUGUCGACCGGAAUGUGUACAAAAUGCCGAUUGCGAUCGAUCACGUGCCUGCAUCAACAACAAAUGCCAGGAUCCCUGCCCCGGUGCCUGUGGCAUCAAUGCUGAAUGUCGCGUAUUAAACCAUGCACCCAAUUGCAUGUGCUUCGAUGGUUACACAGGCGAUCCACAUCGUUCGUGCGCACUUACUGAAGUCGUAACCCGCCGUCCGGAGAAUCCUUGUCAGCCGUCACCAUGUGGACCCAAUAGUCAGUGUCAUGAAACUAACAGCCAUGCGGUAUGCAGUUGCCUGGAAGGUUACAUUGGAGCACCACCCAGUUGUAAGCCUGAGUGUGUAGUCAGCUCUGAGUGCGCACAAAAUCGUGCCUGUAUCAAUCAGAAAUGCGCCGAUCCCUGUCGCGGCGCUUGCGGAGAUAAUGCCAAAUGCCAAGUGGUUAACCACAACCCCAUCUGCAGCUGCGUGCCAGGCAUGACCGGUGACCCAAUCUCGGGAUGUGUGACUGAUGUGGGUAAAAGUACCGAGAAUCCAUGUGUACCCUCACCUUGUGGUCCGAACUCAAUUUGCCGUGAGAUUGGACAGCAGGCAGCCUGCUCCUGCCAGGCGAACUAUAUUGGACGUCCGCCCAGCUGUCGACCAGAGUGCACUAACAACGAUGAAUGUCAAAAUCAUCUGUCCUGUCAACAGGAACGUUGCAUUGAUCCUUGUCCCGGCUCAUGUGGCAGCAACGCCGUAUGUCAGGUUGUCCAACACAAUGCGGUUUGCUCCUGCGCCGAUGGCUACGAGGGUGAUCCUCUUUUUGGUUGUCAGCUCAUUGCUCCAGUACUGCCUACUCAACCACCCACAUCACCCUGCGAGCCCUCGCCCUGUGGUCCACACGCAGAGUGCCGAGAGCGCAAUGGUGCCGGCGCCUGCUAUUGUCACGAUGGUUUUGAGGGCAAUCCCUACGAUGCUCAACGAGGAUGCCGUCGCGAAUGCGAAGCCAACGAUGACUGUAGUCUAGCACAGGCAUGCGUGCGCUUUAAAUGCAUUGAUCCGUGCGCUAACAUGUGCGGAGAGUAUGCCAUAUGUACCGUAGAUAACCAUGUGCCCACCUGCAAUUGCCCGGCGGGCUAUAGCGGUGAUCCGUUCUUUAGCUGUCGACCAGUACCGGUUACACCUCCGCCACCAGUAAAUCCCUGCGUACCAUCGCCAUGCGGCCCGAACAGCAAUUGCCGCAGUAUCAACAACCAAGCGGUGUGCUCUUGCCAAUCAGGCUUUAUCAGCCAACCACCAAACUGCCGACCCGAGUGCGUUGUCAGCGCAGAAUGCGCCUCAGAGCGUGCCUGUGUAAACAAUAAGUGCGUAGAUCCCUGCCUCCACACGUGCGGAAUACGUGCCAUCUGCAGCACGAAGAACCACAGCCCUAUUUGCUCAUGUCCACGCGGUAUGACUGGUGAUCCAUUCGUGCAAUGUUCCAAAAUACCGAUUACGCACGAUGUGACCACACCUGAACCGCCUGCACCUUCCUGUGUGCCCUCACCUUGCGGCCCUAACUCUAAGUGCCAAGUUGUUGGCGGUAGUCCGGCCUGCUCUUGCCUACCAGACUUUAUUGGCGCUCCGCCGCGUUGUAGACCUGAGUGUGUGCUGAACUCGGAAUGUGGAUCCACUGAGGCGUGUAUCAAUCAGAAGUGUCGCGACCCUUGCCCAGGCUCCUGCGGAUUUGAGGCCAAAUGUCAUGUACUUAAUCAUCUACCAAUUUGCAACUGCAUCGACGGCUUCACUGGUGAUCCGUUUGUACGCUGCAGUAAACUGCCAGAAGUAAAGGUUGUACCGCGACCCGAUGAUCCAUGCAGUCCCAACCCCUGUGGACCGAAUGCCGACUGCUUUAGCGGUGAGUGUCGCUGUCAGAACAAUUAUCAGGGUAAUCCCUACGAGGGUUGUCGCCCUGAAUGCACACUGUCUGCGGAUUGUUCCCGGGAUAAGGCUUGCAUGCGCAACAAAUGCGUGGAUCCCUGCCCAGGAACCUGUGGCAAUAAUGCUGUCUGCGAGGUUAUGAAUCACAUACCCGUAUGCUCAUGCCAACAAGGCUAUGAGGGUGAUCCGUUCACCAACUGCCGUCCAAAAACUAUUGAAGCUACGCCAGAGGUCAAGGCCUGCUCGCCCUCACCCUGUGGUGCUAAUAGUCAGUGUCGCGAUGUUAAUGGACAUGCGGUCUGCUCAUGCCUGGAAGGCUUCAUUGGAGCACCACCUCAAUGCCGACCUGAAUGCGUCGUGUCUAGCGAGUGCUCAGCAGUGCAAGCGUGUGUCAACCGGAAGUGCGUAGAUCCCUGCGCUGGAGCAUGUGGCAUUGAAGCACGCUGUGAGGUUAUCAAUCACAGUCCUAUAUGUGGCUGUCCGCCAGGCACUACUGGUGAUCCAUUUAAGGGGUGCACUGAAAUACCCACACAAAAGGACGUAGAUCAAGAGCAACCUCCAAGCGAUCCAUGCGUGCCAUCCCCCUGCGGACCCAACUCAAUAUGUAAAGCCGAUGAUAAGGGACCUGUAUGCCAAUGUCUUCCCGAGUAUUUUGGAUCACCCCCCAACUGCCGUGUAGAAUGCAUCAUCAAUCCAGAUUGCCCCUCCACACAGGCCUGCAUAAACAACAAGUGUCGCGAUCCCUGUCCAGGCUCCUGUGGCACUAAUUCCGAGUGCCGCGUUAUCGGCCACUCCGUUUCCUGCUCAUGCCCGCCUGGCUAUGCCGGCAAUGCUUUUGUACAGUGCGUGUUGCAGCGUGAGGAGCAGCCGAAGCCUUGUGAGCCUUCACCAUGUGGUGCCAAUGCCGAAUGCAUCGAGCGCAAUGGCGCCGCAGCCUGCAAGUGUAUUGACGAGUAUCAGGGCAAUCCCUAUGAUGGCUGUCGACCAGAGUGCGUGCUUAGCUCAGACUGUCCCACGGACAAGGCUUGCAUAAGGAAUAAAUGCCAAGAUCCCUGCCCCGGCAUUUGCGGAUCAAACGCUCAAUGCUACGCGCUCAACCAUGUGCCAAAUUGCGUUUGCAACGAUGGAUACACUGGCGAUCCGUUCUCCAAUUGUCGACGCGUCGAAGCAACAAUACCAGCACCAGUCGGUGACCCGUGCAAACCUUCGCCUUGCGGCCCUAAUAGCAAGUGCCGUUUAUCCAAUGGCUUGGCCGUAUGCUCCUGCUUGGAGACAUUUAUUGGCGCACCGCCCAAUUGUAAACCGGAGUGUACAGUAAAUGCCGAGUGUCCACAGAAUAAGGCGUGUCAUAAAUUCCGCUGCGCCAAUCCGUGCGCCGGCACUUGCGGCAUCAAUGCCAAGUGUGAGGUGAUCAACCAUAAUCCCAUCUGCAGCUGUCCACAAGACAUGACUGGUGAUCCGUUCGCUCGCUGCUAUCCAGCACCUGAACUUGCCGAGCCCAAGGACACCCCCAAGGAAAAGAAUCCAUGCCAACCUUCACCCUGCGGCCUCUAUUCGGAGUGCCGUGUGCGCGGCGACCAGGCAUCCUGCUCAUGUCUGCCAAACUACAUUGGAGCACCUCCCAACUGCCGGCCAGAGUGCAUUGUGAAUACAGAUUGCGCCUCAGAUCGUGCCUGCAUUGCAGAAAAGUGCCGCAAUCCCUGUGAAGGCUCCUGCGGCAUCAACUCUGAGUGCCGUAUACAAAAUCAUCUGGCUAUAUGCACGUGCCGCGAUGGCUUUACUGGUGACCCGUUUGUGCAAUGUGUUGAGGUUGUUGAAAAAACCACACAGCCACAAAUACCAUCACAGGAUCCCUGUGACCCUUGCGGUGCCAACGCCGAAUGCCGCAACGGCAUUUGCAGCUGCCUGCCUGAAUACCAGGGUGAUCCAUAUAGCGGCUGUCGUCCAGAAUGCACACUCAGUACCGAUUGCUCACCAAACAAAGCUUGCCUGAACAAAAAAUGUGUCGAUCCAUGCCCCGGCACCUGUGGCCAGAACUCACAAUGUGAUGUCUCAAAUCACAUACCUAUAUGUAGCUGUUUGCAAGGGUACACGGGUGAUCCAUUUGUCCACUGUCGCCAAGAGACUCCUGUGGCCAAGGAUCCAUGCCAACCAAAUCCGUGCGGACCCAAUAGUUUAUGCCAUGUCUCUGCCCAGGGUGCUGUUUGUGCCUGCCAGCCGGGCAUGUUGGGCUCACCACCGGCGUGCAAGCCCGAAUGCAUUGUUAGCUCAGAGUGUUCGCUACAAACAGCUUGCAUACAGAAGAAGUGCGUUGAUCCCUGUCCAGGGGCUUGCGGCCAGUUUGCGCGCUGCCAAGUGAUUAAUCAUAAUCCGUCUUGCUCUUGCAAUACGGGCUAUACGGGUGAUCCAUUCACGCGCUGCUACCAGGAAGAACGCAAACCCACGCCAGUGAGUCCGAGCAAUCCUUGCGUACCACCACCAUGUGGACCGAAUUCGGAGUGCAAGGAGCUGAAUGGAAAUCCAGCUUGCUCGUGCGCAGCUACAUUUAUUGGCACUCCGCCAAACUGCCGACCGGAGUGCACCAUCAAUCCAGAAUGUUCACCAACUAAGGCAUGCAUACGGCAGAAGUGUGCCGACCCUUGUGUGGGCGCCUGCGGAUUUAAUGCCCGCUGCAACGUGGCCAAUCAUCAACCCAUUUGCACAUGCGAUGUAGGCUACACUGGAGAUCCUUUCACGGGCUGCCAACCGGAACAAGAACGGAUAGUCAAUGAACAGGUCACACCCUGCGAACCAAAUCCUUGUGGAUCGAACGCCGUCUGUCGUGAGCGCAAUGGUAUUGGCUCUUGUCAGUGCCUUCCCGAUUACUUUGGCGAUCCCUAUCAGUCCUGUCGACCUGAAUGCGUACGUAAUUCCGACUGUCCAUCGAAUAAGGCGUGUCAACAACAGAAGUGUCGCGAUCCCUGCCCUGGCACUUGUGGCACAAAUGCCGACUGCCGGGUAACGAACCACCUUCCUACGUGCACAUGUCGCAGCGGUUACACUGGUGAUCCGUAUCGUUACUGCCAUGUGGAACCAGUUCAACGUAAGCCCCACCUAACUCAGCACCUGAACAAUAAGUACAAGAUACCCUUUACAGCUAUACGUCUGGCCGAACCCACUCAACCCUGUCGUCCCUCACCAUGUGGUCCCAACUCCCAGUGCCGCGAGCUAAAUGGCCAAGCGGUUUGCUCCUGUCUUGAGCUCUACAUCGGUUUGCCACCGAACUGUCGACCCGAGUGUGUGUUGAGCACUGAGUGCCCCACCGAAAAAGCAUGCGUUAGUCAACGCUGUCAAGAUCCUUGUCCGGGCACAUGCGGCAUCAAUUCCGAAUGCCGCGUUCAUAAUCACAGUCCUCUUUGUCAGUGUCGUCGCGGUUUCACGGGCGAUCCUUUUACACGUUGUUAUACCCUGCCACGUAAGCAAACUAGUCCUUUUUUAAAUAGAUUAUGUCAUAGCCAUAUUGAUUUUCCCAACUCAGCACCCACCCCGGCCAUUGACCGCGUUGAACGUGAUCCUUGUGUGCCGACGCCCUGUGGCCUUAAUAGCCAGUGCCGCAAUGUACAAGGCGUUCCAUCCUGCACAUGUCUACUAGAAUACAUUGGCACACCGCCAAACUGUCGACCAGAAUGUACUAUUAGUGCAGAGUGCGCCUCGAACAUGGCAUGUAUACGCGAAAAGUGUAUUGAUCCCUGCCCUGGGUCUUGCGGCUUUGGAGCGGAAUGCAGUGUCAUCAGCCAUACACCGAUAUGUACUUGUCCUUUAGGUUAUACAGGUGAUCCGUUUAGCAGUUGUCGUCUGGCACCACCAGAGCCCGUGAUAAACGAAUAUGUUGACCGUUGUCAACCUUCGCCGUGUGGUCCAAACGCCCAGUGCAACGAUGGUAUCUGUAAUUGUUUGCCCGAGUUCCAUGGUGAUCCGUAUACCGGUUGCCGUCCGGAAUGUGUGCUUAACUCUGAUUGUCCGCGCGAUAAGGCCUGUCUACGCAACAAAUGCUCUAAUCCAUGCCCGGGCACUUGCGGCGAGAAUGCCAUUUGCGAUGUCAUUAAUCACAUACCCAUGUGCAGGUGCCCCGAUGGUACAGCUGGCAGCGCCUUUAUACGUUGCACGCCCGUUCCGAAAAAUGUUAUCACUACCAAUCCUUGCCAGCCGUCGCCUUGUGGUCCAAACUCUCAGUGCCGCGAAGUCAACCAGCAAGCUGUGUGCUCCUGUUUGCCAAGCUACAUUGGUGCCCCACCCACCUGUAGGCCCGAAUGUACCUCUAAUGCCGAAUGUGCGCCUACCCAAGCGUGUCUCAAUCAGCUUUGUGGAGACCCAUGUCCUGGUACUUGCGGGGUGGGCGCCAACUGUGCUGUUGUCAAUCACAGUCCCUUCUGCACCUGUCCUACCCGCUUCACCGGCAAUCCCUUCAUACGUUGUCAACCCCAAAUUGAACCUGUACGUGACAAUCAGCCAACUGAUCCAUGCCGGCCAUCACCCUGUGGCCCCUAUGCUCAAUGUCGUGCCAUUGGCGAUGCACCCGCUUGUUCCUGUCUCGAAACCUAUAUAGGACGUCCACCGAACUGCCGACCAGAGUGCGUCACCAGCUCAGACUGCAGCAGUCAACUGGCCUGCAUCAACCAGAAGUGUGCAGAUCCUUGUCCAGGGCGCUGUGGCUUGAAUGCUGACUGUCGCGUUGUCAGCCAUGUGGUGCAAUGCAUCUGCCAGCAAGGUUUCAUUGGCGAUCCCUUCGUCCAGUGCAGUCCCGAAAUUGAACGCGACAUCGAAGUGCGUACACCCUGCAGCCCCAGUCCCUGUGGAGCAAAUGCCAUUUGUCGCGAGCGUGACGGAGCUGGAUCUUGCCAAUGUCUGCCGGAAUACUUUGGCAAUCCCUACGAUGGUUGUCGACCCGAGUGUAUGCUAGACUCUGAUUGCGCAUCGAAUCGUGCCUGCCUGCAGCAAAAGUGUCAGGAUCCUUGCCCCGGUACCUGUGGUCAAAACGCCGCCUGUCAGGUUAUUAACCAUCUGCCAUCCUGCAAUUGUCUACCCGGGUACAUAGGGGAUCCCUAUCAACUUUGUACACGUCCUGUCGAACGUAAGCAAUCACCCACAUUUCCAAUUGGCACUCUUAACCGUUGCACAUAUAUAUUCGCUGUAGCUAUACGUAACGAAUACACGAAUCCGUGUGAGCCCACGCCGUGCGGUCCUAACUCACAGUGUCGCGUUACAAAUGGGCAGGCCGUCUGCUCGUGUCUGCCCCAGUUCAUUGGCGCCCCACCUGCCUGUCGACCCGAGUGCACAAUCUCAUCGGAAUGUACUGUUGAUAAGGCCUGUCUGAAUCAGAAAUGUGUCAAUCCCUGCGUGGCCAAUACCUGCGGCAGCAAUGCGAUGUGCCGUGUACGCAACCACAGUCCUAUCUGCACUUGUGUCAGUGGCUUCACAGGCGAUGCCUUUACAAAAUGCUUCCCAAUGCCACCGCCGCCAAUUGAAGUACAACAUGAACCGUUGCGCGAUCCUUGCGUGCCUACACCCUGCGGCCCGCACUCUGAGUGUCGCAACAUUAAUGGAGUUCCAGCAUGUUCCUGCCUAGCAAUGUUUAUUGGUCAGGCACCAAAUUGUCGUCCAGAAUGUAUUAUUAAUUCGGAAUGUCCUAGCCAACAGGCAUGCAUUAAUCAGAAAUGCCGCGAUCCCUGCCCAGGUGCAUGUGGCUUAAAUGCCAUUUGUAGCGUAAUUAACCAUACGCCGCUCUGUGCCUGCAGCGAGGGUUACAUUGGUAAUCCAUUCACUAUCUGCAAUCUCAAGCCACCAGAACCAACUUUGCCACCUAAAAGGGACGAUCCGUGCAACCCAUCACCGUGUGGUGCUAAUGCCCAAUGCAACGGUGGUAAAUGCACAUGCAUAGCUGAAUACCAAGGUGAUCCAAAUGUCGGCUGUCGCCCGGAAUGUGUUCUCAAUACAGACUGUCCACAUAAUCGUGCUUGCAUACGAAAUAAGUGCAUUGAUCCCUGCCCUGGUACUUGCGGAAUAAAUGCGAUUUGCGAGGUGAACAAUCAUGUGCCUAUUUGUCGCUGUCCAGAUCAAAUGUCAGGCAAUGCAUUCUUUGAGUGCCGCCCUGUGCCAGCACCAGCGCCACAGAAUCCCUGCCAACCUUCACCAUGUGGACCCAACAGCCAGUGCCGUGUGGUGCAACAGACCGCUGUCUGCUCUUGCCUGGUCGACUAUGUCGGCAGUCCGCCACAAUGUCGACCAGAAUGUGUUACCAACUCGGAUUGCGCGGCCAAUCAAGCUUGCCAAAAUAUGAAGUGUCGUGAUCCCUGUCCCGGCACCUGCGGCUUUAAUGCUCUAUGCAAUAUGGUAAAUCACAGCCCCUUCUGCAGUUGCCCCACGGGUAUGUCGGGCAAUCCUUUUGUGCGAUGUGAACAGAUUAGUAAGCCACUUCUAAAUGUAAGCAACUUGCCAGAGAUACAACAACAACUCUUUACAGUAGUUCCGCAACGUGAUGUUACGCCACAAAAUCCGUGUCAACCGUCGCCCUGUGGCCCCAACUCUGAAUGCCGUGUCUCAGGUGAUUCGCCAUCUUGCUCUUGCCUGCCCGAAUUUUCGGGUGCUCCACCAAAUUGCCGACCAGAAUGCAUAUCCAACUCGGAGUGCGCCACCAACCAAGCUUGCGUCAAUCAGAAAUGCGUAGACCCUUGUCCAGGACUUUGUGGUCUUAACGCGAAUUGUCGUGUUUUCAGCCAUACGGCCAUGUGCCUUUGUGAUAGAGGGUUCACAGGUGAUCCAUUUGCCCAGUGCAAUGCCAUUAUUGAAGCAACAGUCGAGCAGAUACAGCCCUGCAAUCCGAGUCCUUGCGGCGUCAAUGCAAAGUGUGAGGAACGUGGUGGUGCUGGCUCUUGUCAGUGUCUACCUGAACACUUUGGCAAUCCCUACGAGGGCUGCCGACCAGAGUGUGUGCUCAACUCAGACUGUCCAUCAAAUAGAGUUUGUCAGCAACAAAAGUGCCGUGAUCCCUGCCCAGGCACAUGUGGCCAGAAUGCCGAGUGCCAAGUUAUUAACCACUUGGCCACCUGUAAUUGUCUAAACGGGUAUACUGGCGAUCCCUAUAGUUUCUGCCGUAUUGUAGAAAACGAACCACCCGAACCUGUCUAUGUGAAUCCCUGUCAACCAUCACCCUGCGGUCCCAAUUCGCGUUGCCGCGAAGUCAACACGCAAGCGGUCUGCUCCUGUCUAACGGAAUUUGUUGGCAGCCCACCCGCCUGUCGUCCUGAAUGCACUAGUAGCUCCGAAUGCGCAGCUGAUAAGGCUUGUGUUAAUCGCAAAUGCGUUGACCCGUGCCCUAAUGUCUGUGGCCAACAGGCUGAGUGCCGUGUUCGAAACCACAGUCCCAUCUGCACAUGCCUAAAUGGAUUUACAGGCGACGCCUUUACUCGUUGCUAUAAAAUGCCGCCUCCAUCUGUUGUGGCAAUUGAACGUGAGCCUCUUGAUCCUUGUGUCCCCUCGCCUUGUGGUGCUAACUCCCAAUGUCGUGACAUAUAUGGAACACCAUCGUGUUCCUGCCUGCCCAAUUAUCUGGGCACGCCACCUAGCUGCCGACCCGAGUGUUCCAUCAAUGCUGAAUGUCCGAGUCAUCAGGCAUGCAUCAAUCAAAAGUGUCGCGAUCCUUGCCCCGGCUCCUGCGGGCUUAACACACAGUGCAAUGUAAUCAACCACACUCCAAUUUGUAGUUGUUUAGUGGGUUAUACCGGUGAUCCAUUUAUUGUUUGCAAUCCAGAGCCGCCUCAGAAAAUUGAAGUCCCACCUGCACCUCAAGACCCAUGCAAUCCCUCACCAUGUGGUGCUAAUGCCCAGUGUCAUAACGGUCAAUGCACCUGCAUAUCUGAAUACCACGGAGAUCCUUUUGUCAGCUGUCGUCCGGAAUGUGUUCUCCACGCGGAUUGUGCCCGCAAUCUCGCUUGUGUGCGUCAUAAGUGUGUUGAUCCUUGUCCCGGCACUUGUGCGUCUACUGCCAUUUGCGAAGUGCUCAACCACAUACCCAACUGCCGCUGUCCCGAUGGCAUGGAAGGCAAUGCUUUUGUAGCGUGCAACCCCGUGAAACAACUCGACGUCGUGCAGAACCCAUGUCAGCCAUCACCUUGUGGACCAAAUUCUCAGUGUCGAGUGAUAAAUCAACAAGCCAUCUGCUCUUGCAUUACGCCUUUCAUCGGCAGUCCACCAUUCUGUCGACCCGAAUGCACAUCGAAUUCAGAAUGCCCCUUAAAUUUGGCGUGUCUCAAUCAAAAGUGCAGUGAUCCAUGUCCUGGUGUUUGCGGCCGCAAUGCCCAAUGCCAUGUGACGAACCACAGUCCAUUCUGUCGUUGCGUGGAUCACUAUACUGGCAAUCCGUUUGUUAGCUGUCAACCGAUUAUCGAACCCCCAGCGCCGCCACCGCGACAAGCCUGCCAACCUUCACCCUGUGGACCUUACGCCGAAUGCCGCGAGAUAAACGAGACACCCUCAUGUACCUGCUUGCCCGACUACAGCGGCACACCGCCAAACUGCCGUCCAGAGUGUGUUACUAGUUCGGAGUGUCCAACACAUCAGGCUUGCAUAAAGCAGAAGUGUCGGGAUCCAUGUCCUGGCCUGUGUGGGCAAGCGGCUGUGUGCCGCGUGCUAUCACAUACUCCGAGCUGUUUUUGUCCUGACAACCUGGAGGGUGAUCCCUUCGUACAGUGUGUGGAGAAGAGAAUUCAGCAGUUGGAUCAGUUGGACCCGUGCAAUCCUAGUCCUUGUGGAAUAAAUGCUCGUUGCACAUCACGACAAGAUGCUGGCUCAUGUCAGUGUCUUGAAGGAUUUUUCGGCAAUCCUUACGAAGGAUGCCGACCUGAAUGUGUGCUCGACUCCGAUUGUCCGUCGAACCUUGCCUGCCAACAACAGAAGUGUCAAGAUCCCUGCCCCGGUACUUGUGGCCCCAGUGCAGUGUGCAAUGUGCUCAAUCAUGUGCCCAGCUGCAGUUGUUUAACUGGCUACAGUGGUGACCCAUAUCGCCUGUGCCAACAGGAUCGUCAACCUAUCAAGCAGUAUGUGAAUCCCUGCCAGCCCUCACCCUGCGGCCCCAACUCCCAGUGCCGGGAGAGCAAUGAGCAGGCUGUUUGCUCUUGCCUGCCCGAGUAUGUGGGUGCACCGCCAGCCUGCCGACCCGAAUGCACCAUAUCAUCGGAGUGCGCGGUGGACAAGGCGUGUGUAGGCAAGAAGUGUGUAGAUCCCUGUCCAGGUACUUGUGGCGAGAAUGCCCUAUGCCGUGUGGUCAACCAUAGUCCUAUUUGUUCGUGUCGCAAUGGUUAUACUGGCGAUGCCUUCUAUCGCUGUUUACCUAUACCUCCCGCGCCGCCCACAGCAGUUGUGCAACAGCAACCGAUUGAUCCUUGUGUACCUUCACCUUGCGGUCCGUACUCCGAGUGUCGUCCACAUGGCGAGGCCCCAUCGUGCUCUUGUUUGAAUGGUUAUCUAGGCGUGCCACCCAACUGCCGCCCCGAGUGUCGUAUUAACUCAGACUGUCCCAGCAGUCAGGCCUGCAUAAAUGAAAAAUGUCAGGAUCCCUGCCCUGGUUCCUGCGGCUUUGGUGCCAUUUGCAGUGUCAUCAAUCACACACCAAGCUGCACAUGCCCAGCAGGUUAUACCGGCGAUCCAUUCAGCCAUUGUCAGCCGGAACCACCACCAAAACCUGUGGAAGCCGACGAUCCUUGCAAUCCCUCACCGUGUGGUCCCAAUGCCAUAUGUAAUGCUGGGACGUGUACCUGUCUGCCUGAGUAUCAAGGUGAUCCCUACAGCGGUUGUCGUCCUGAAUGCCUGACUAGCUUGGACUGUCCGCGAGAUCGCGCUUGCGCUCGGCACAAGUGUUUCGAUCCCUGCCCAGGCACAUGUGCACCCAACGCCUUAUGUACCGUGAUUAAUCACAUACCGAUGUGUACAUGCCCCGAAGGCUAUGCAGGCAACGCAUUCCUUCAGUGUCAGCCUAUAACACCAGCUGCCGUCGUACAGCCCUGCCAGCCUUCGCCAUGCGGACCGAAUUCGCAAUGUCGAGAGGCCAAUAAACAGGCCGUCUGUUCCUGUGUGCCUGGAUAUGUAGGCACACCACCAUUAUGUCGGCCUGAGUGCACUAGCAACUCGGAGUGUUCUGCUCAGCUUGCCUGUGUGAAUCAAAAGUGUGUCGAUCCAUGCCCCGGCGCCUGUGGUCGCAGUGCGACAUGCAGUGUAGUCAAUCACAAUCCGUUCUGCACCUGCUUGCCACACUAUACAGGUAAUCCAUUUUUGGGCUGCCAGGUAAUUAUCGAGCCACCACAGCGUGACACUGUGCCCGAAGAUCCUUGUCGUCCAUCACCUUGUGGAGCCAACGCUGAGUGCCGCGCCAUUGGGGAGACACCAUCCUGUUCGUGUCUUGCAGAGUUUGUGGGGUCGCCACCUUACUGCAAACCGGAAUGUGUCGUGAAUUCCGAGUGUCCUAGUAAUCGGGCGUGUAUUAAUCAAAAGUGUCGCGAUCCUUGUCCGGGCCUUUGUGGCGCCAACGCUAUUUGUCGCGUUGUCUCACAUACAGCUAUGUGUGUUUGUGACGCUGGACUGACGGGCGAUCCCUUUACACAGUGCCAGCCAAUUGAAAAGGAUGUGGAGAUUAUUAAUCCUUGCCAACCAUCGCCAUGCGGUGCCAAUGCCGAGUGCAUACAGCGCAAUGGUGCCGGAGCAUGUCAAUGCCUGCCCGAUUACUUCGGUAACCCCUAUGAGGGUUGCCGCCCGGAAUGUAUUCUUAAUUCGGACUGCCCAUCGAAUCUUGCCUGUCAGCAGCAAAAGUGUCGCGAUCCCUGUCCAGGUAGCUGUGGACAGAAUGCCGAAUGCAAUGUCGUCAAUCAUACGCCGAUGUGUUCCUGCGUCGCGGGAUAUGUUGGAGAUCCAUAUCGCUACUGUAACCAGCCUGCAGCACCACUUGUUCACGAGUAUGUUAAUCCAUGUCUGCCCUCGCCUUGUGGCUCGAAUGCCCAAUGUCGAGAGGUGCAGGGUCAAGCGGUUUGCUCCUGUCUUCCCGAAUUUAAGGGAGCGCCACCCAAUUGUCGACCCGAGUGUACCUCGAACGCUGAGUGCCCAGCCAACAGGGCAUGUAUCAAUCGCAAGUGCGUCGAUCCAUGCCCGGGUGUCUGCGGCCAUCAAGCGACUUGUCAGGUGCACAAUCACAGUCCCGUUUGCAUAUGUCCUGCAGGCCUGAUGGGCGAUCCUUUCGUACGCUGCCUACCUCGACCAACACCUCCACCACCGCCGCUUCGAGAUGUGGCGCCCUAUAGGGAUCCCUGCGAACCCUCACCUUGUGGCCUGUACGCUACAUGUCGUAGUUACCAUGAACAGGCGAUUUGUUCCUGCCAGACCAAUUAUUUAGGCACACCGCCGCAUUGUCGACCUGAGUGUACCAUCAAUGCUGAUUGCGCCAGUCACCUGGCUUGCAUUGGCGAACGGUGUCUUGAUCCCUGCCCUGGAGCCUGCGGUCAGUACACUGAGUGUCGUGUGAUCAAUCAUACGCCUAGCUGUGUUUGCCUGCACGGCUACGUUGGGGAUGCCUUUGUGGCUUGCCAGCCUGCACCACCGCCACGAGCCUAUGAAGAACCCAGAGAUCCUUGCAAUCCCAGUCCCUGUGGCAGCAAUGCAGUCUGCUCGGGAGAAGGCCAGUGCAUGUGCAUUGCCGAAUAUCAGGGCGACCCUUACAUCGCUUGUCGUCCAGAAUGCGUCCUCAACUCUGAAUGCCCUCGCAAUCACGCUUGUGUACAGCAAAAAUGUGUUGAUCCCUGCCCGGGCACAUGUGGCGUCGGGGCCACUUGCGAGGUUUUCAAUCACAUUGCCAUGUGCCACUGUCCUGUGGGCAUGACUGGCAAUGCAUUUAUUCAAUGCAGUGCCCUACAAAUGACCGUCUAUCAGAAUCCCUGCCAACCAUCACCGUGUGGUGCAAACGCUGAAUGCCGAGAAAGGCAAGGUCAGGCCAUCUGCAGCUGUCUACAAAAUUAUUAUGGCGUACCACCAUCUUGUCGACCCGAGUGCACCACCAAUUAUGACUGUGCCCCCAGUCGUGCUUGCCAGAAUCAACAUUGCGUUGAUCCCUGUCCAGGCGCUUGUGGGGCUUACGCCGAAUGCAGGGUGGUCAGUCACAGUCCCUUCUGUAGCUGUCAGCCUGGCUAUACGGGUAAUCCGUUUGUGCAGUGCCACAUAAUUAUCGAACCACUGCGGGAUAUUGUGACCCGGGAUCCAUGCCAACCGUCCCCUUGCGGUCCUAAUAGUGAGUGCCAACGUAAUGGGGAUAUACCAUCCUGUUCGUGUCUUGAGAGCUUCUUUGGAACUCCACCAAACUGCCGACCCGAGUGCUUGUCUAACUCUGAUUGUGCUUCAUCCCGGGUUUGCAGAAAUAAUCGUUGCACGGAUCCUUGUCCAGGCCUUUGCGGCGUCGGUGCUGUAUGCCAUGUGCUUAGUCACAGCGCUAUGUGCUACUGUCAACAAGGUUAUAGCGGUAAUCCUUUCGUUCUCUGCUUACCAAUUCAACAUGAGCCACCUGAGAUGAUACAGCCUUGCAAUCCCAAUCCCUGCGGCACUUUUGCCGAGUGUCAUCAACGAAAUGGCAUUGGCUCUUGCCAAUGUCUACCCGAGUACUAUGGCAAUCCCUAUGAAGGCUGCCGCCCCGAAUGUGUGCUUGAUUCAGACUGUCCAUCUAAUAGAGCCUGUGUUAAUCAAAAGUGCCGUGAUCCUUGCCCUGGCAGCUGUGGCCACAAUGCCGAGUGUUAUGUGAGAAAUCACUUGCCAACUUGCAAUUGCCUUAGCAACUAUGUGGGUGACCCCUAUCGCUACUGCACUCUUGAAGAGAAACCCAUUCGCGAGUAUGUUAAUCCCUGCCAUCCCUCACCCUGCGGUCCCAAUAGUCAGUGCAAAGAGGUUAAUGAACAGGCUGUUUGCUCAUGUUUGCCCGACUACGUAGGCACUCCUCCUGGUUGUCGUCCUGAGUGUACACUGUCAUCAGAAUGUAACUUCGACAUGGCCUGCGUACAGCACAAAUGUUCUGAUCCUUGUCCUGGCGCUUGCGGCAGCAAUGCGCUAUGUCAUGCCACAAAUCAUGCUCCGAUGUGCGCCUGCCAGUCAGGAUAUACCGGAGAUCCGUUCACGCGAUGCUAUCCCGUACCUCCACCACCCACCCAGCUGCUACAUGAACCUGUGCGUGAUCCCUGUCAGCCGUCCCCAUGUGGAGCUAAUGCUCAAUGUCGUCAGUUAAAUGGUCAGGCCAUAUGUAGCUGCCUGUCUGGCUAUUUUGGGGUACCGCCGAGUUGCCGACCCGAAUGCUCACAGAGUGCCGAAUGUCUACCCAGUCUGGCAUGCAUAAACCAGCGCUGCGUUGAUCCGUGCUCUGGUUCCUGUGCCUACAAUGCGAUCUGCACUGUGCGCAACCACGUGCCCAGCUGUCAAUGUCCCGUCAGUUAUGUAGGGCAUCCAUUUACAUCCUGCCAUCCUGAACCACCCAAGCCCAUUGUGACCGACGAUCCCUGCAAUCCCUCACCAUGUGGAUUCAAUGCCCAGUGUAAAAAUGGUGUUUGCACGUGUAUAGCCGAAUACCAAGGUGACCCCUAUGUGGGUUGCCGUCCAGAAUGCGUACUUAACGCCGACUGCCCUCGUGAUCGUGCGUGUGUCCGCAAUAAGUGCAUCAAUCCCUGUCCAGGAACCUGUGCUCCUAACGCCAUAUGUGAUGUACUUAAUCAUAUUGCCAUGUGCCGUUGUCCAACAGCCAUGACAGGCAAUGCGUUCAUCCAGUGUGAAACACCGCCAAAACAAUUCCUGCCACCGAAAAAUCCUUGUGCACCUUCACCAUGUGGACCUAACAGUCGUUGUCGUGAGCUCAAUGGUAACGCCGUUUGUUCCUGCAUUGAAGAUUAUGUGGGGAGCCCACCUAGCUGUCGUCCAGAAUGUACACGCAACUCGGAUUGCUUGCCUAGUCUAGCAUGCCAGCAGCAAAAAUGCAUCGAUCCCUGCCCAGGCACUUGUGGAUACAAUGCACUCUGCCAUGUAGUCAACCAUGCACCCAUAUGUAGUUGUCCACCACUGCACAUUGGCAAUCCUUUCCUUGGCUGUUUGCCAACACCACCACAGAGAGAUGUCAUUCCUGUAAAGCACGCUUGUCAGCCCUCGCCAUGUGGACCCUACGCCGAAUGUCGGGCUGUGAGUGACCAAGCUCAAUGCAGCUGUCUAACCACUUACAUUGGAGCACCGCCUAACUGUCGACCGGAAUGCGUCACUAACUCGGAAUGCACAUUCGAUAAAGCGUGUGUUAAUCAAAAAUGUGUGGACCCCUGCGCGGGUGCUUGUGCAGUCAAUGCCGUUUGUCAUGUGCUUAGCCAUGUGGCCAUGUGCUAUUGUGCUCCUGGUUAUACAGGCGAUCCUUUCACCAACUGCCACCAAACUCCUAUUACUCAAAAAGAGGAAAGCACACAGCCCUGUUAUCCAAAUCCCUGUGGUGCCAAUGCGCAAUGCCGUCAGGAGGGCAAUGCAGGCACCUGUCAAUGCCUACCCGACUACCAUGGCAAUCCAUAUGAAGCUUGUCGACCUGAGUGCGUCUCCAAUAGCGACUGUCCGUUAGACAAAUCAUGUCAACAGUUGAAAUGUCGCGAUCCUUGCCCGGGUGUGUGCGGUCUAAAUGCUGCUUGUCAGGUUCUUAACCACCUACCCACAUGCCAUUGCCUAAAGUCUUUCGUUGGUGAUCCCUAUCGAUACUGUCAGCUCCCCGAGAAACCCAUUGUGAAAGAGUAUGCAAAUCCCUGUCAGCCCUCACCCUGUGGUCCAAACUCCCAGUGCCUCGAGAAGAACGACCAAGCUGUCUGCUCAUGUUUGCCGGAUUAUGUGGGCACACCGCCCAACUGCCGACCUGAAUGUGUGACCAGUGGCGAGUGUGUUUCAGAUAAGGCCUGCAUUAAUCAAAAGUGUCGGGAUCCAUGUCCUGGCGUCUGUGGUACCAAUGCCGACUGUCGUGUCUACCACCAUGCGCCUAUUUGCAGCUGCCGUCCAAACUUCCAAGGGGAUGCUUUCACGCGCUGCUACCCUGCACCACGUAAGAGCUACCAUGUGGUCGAUAUAAGCUCCAAAUCAUAUUUUCUUACCCUGCUUACAGCCCCAUCCAUUGUCCAGUUGAAUACAUAUACGAAUCCUUGUGUUCCUUCGCCAUGUGGUCAAUAUGCUGAGUGUCACGAUACUCAAGGCACUGCUGUUUGCAGUUGCUUGCCAAACUAUUUUGGCAGCCCACCUAACUGUCGACCCGAGUGUAGUAUCAAUGCUGACUGCCCCGCUCAUCUGACCUGUCAAAACCAGCGCUGCCGUGAUCCUUGUCCAGGCGCCUGUGGCUUCAAUGCUCAGUGCCUGGUCAUAAAUCAUAUCCCCGUUUGUCAGUGUGUACCGGGAUUGACUGGCAAUCCGUUCGUUUCGUGUCAAGCCCCACCAACAGUACCCCGACCACCUGUGAUAAAUGACGAUCCAUGCCUCCAUGUAAGGUGUGGUCCCAAUAGUGUUUGCAGCCAGGGACAGUGCAGCUGUCUACCCGAAUUCCAUGGAAACCCAUCGGUUGGCUGUCGUCCGGAAUGCAUAUUGAGCACGGAGUGUGCCCAGAAUCUCGCCUGCGUGCGCCAAAAAUGCAUUGAUCCCUGCCCGGGCACAUGCGGCUCGAACGCAAUAUGUGAGGUUCACAAUCAUGUGGCCUUGUGCCACUGCCCAGCUGAAAUGACGGGCAAUGCUUUUGUACAAUGCUUGCCAUUGCCUCCGCCGCCUCCACGUGUUGUUUCCGAUCCCUGUCAACAAUCACCUUGCGGACCCAAUGCACAGUGUCGAAAUAUUAAUGGACAAGCUGUCUGCUCCUGCCUGCCACAAUUUGUGGGUGUGCCACCAUCAUGUCGUCCGGAAUGUAUUAGCAAUGAAGAGUGUCCACUACACUUGGCUUGUCUGCAGCAGCGUUGCAACGAUCCUUGUCCGGGUGCCUGCGGUCAAAACGCUGAAUGCCGAGUUCUUAAUCACAGCCCGAACUGUCGUUGCAUCAGCUCCUACACUGGGAAUCCGUUCAUAGUAUGCCAUCCACAGCCGCCGCCGCCUCUAACACACGAUGUGGUUGAUCCCUGCAAGCCCUCGCCUUGUGGACCGAAUUCCGAAUGCCGCAACGUUGGAAACAAUGCUCAAUGCAGCUGCCUUGUUGGUUUCAUGGGAAUACCGCCCAACUGUCGGCCUGAAUGCGUUAGCAACGCUGACUGCCCUACAAAUCUGGCAUGCUUUAACCAAAAAUGCCGUGAUCCUUGUCCGGGCGUAUGUGGCAACAAUGCCGAAUGCUACGUCAUCAAUCAUACGCCCAUGUGCGUCUGCUUCAAAGGCUAUACUGGCAAUCCCUUCAUUAAUUGCGAUGUACAGCGUGAUAUUAUUGAAUCACCUACGCCCUGUGUACCAAGUCCUUGUGGCUCAAAUGCGAUCUGUAGCGAGUUGAAUGGCGCUGGCGCCUGUGAAUGCUUGCCUGAAUUCUUUGGCAAUCCCUACGACGGCUGCCGACCAGAAUGUAUUUUGAAUUCGGAUUGCCCAAGCAAUUUGGCCUGUGUCAAUCAGCAUUGCCGCGAUCCAUGCGCGGGUAUCUGCGGUCCCAAUGCCAUAUGCCAUGUGCGCCAUCAUCUGCCGCAUUGCAAUUGCCUUAAUGGCUAUGAGGGUAAUCCCUAUAGCUACUGCAAUGUCAUCCCCGAACGUAAGCAACUCAAAUAUGGCAUAUCUUUCACUCAUCGUAUUUACCCGACGUUUUUACUAAUAGCCCUGCAUGAACCUGCUCCGCUGCAUCCCUGCCAGCCCUCACCCUGCGGAUCUAACUCCCAAUGCCAUGAAGCAAAUCAGCAGGCGGUUUGCAGUUGCCUGCCAGACUUUAUAGGUACUCCACCAGCUUGUCGACCCGAAUGUACCAUCUCCAGCGAGUGCACCCUUGACAAAGCCUGCAAAAAUCACCACUGUGUUGAUCCCUGUCCAGGAGUCUGUGGCCCCAAUGCCGCGUGUCAUCCGAUUAACCAUAGUCCCCACUGCAGCUGCUUGCCAGGUUUUACGGGUGAUGCCUUCAGUGGUUGUCGAACAAUAACACACGCCAUUAACUACGACAAUCCAAAGGAUACAAUCCAUGAUCCUUGUGUGCCGUCACCCUGCGGCACUUUUGGACAGUGUCAUGCUCAAAGCGGUCAAGCCGUGUGUCGCUGUCUGUCCGGUUACUAUGGUGCUCCGCCCAACUGUCAACCAGAGUGUAUAAUAAACUCCGAUUGCGCUUCUCACUUGGCCUGCAUAGGUGAAAAGUGUCGCGAUCCCUGUCCUGGCUCCUGUGGUAUUUCAGCACGAUGUAACGCCAUCAAUCAUACGCCCAUUUGCAGCUGUCCCGUAGGCUAUGAAGGCAAUCCUUUCGUUAGCUGCGCACCAAUACCACCAUCAAAUGACCCACCGCCACGUGAUGCCUGCAACCCCUCGCCAUGCGGCUCAAAUGCUAUUUGCAACAAUGGGCAAUGCUCUUGUAUUGCUGAAUUCCAUGGCAAUCCCUACAUUGGCUGCCGACCCGAAUGUGUGCUUAACACGGAUUGCGCACGUGACAAGGCUUGCCAGCGCAGUAAAUGUGUAGAUCCCUGUCCGGGCGCCUGUGGCGUAGGCGCUAUUUGCCAGGUGCGCAACCAUGUGCCCAUGUGCCACUGUCCCCCGGGCACAUCCGGCAAUGCAUUUGUACAGUGUGCUUUAGUACAACGUAGGUUUUGUUGUAGUACCUCAAAAUUGUUAAAACUUAAUUGUGUACCCAAUAAUUUAGCUGAUCCCAUCGUGCCCGUCAACCCAUGCCGCCCAACACCCUGUGGAAGCAAUGCUCAAUGCCUUGUGGCAAAUGAGCAGGCAGUGUGUUCCUGCCUGGCCGGCUUCUUUGGCACACCACCGCUUUGUCGACCAGAAUGCAGCAUCAACUCGGACUGUGCGCCUCAUUUGGCCUGCCAGAAUCAGCACUGCCGCGAUCCCUGCCCUGGUGCCUGUGGCCAACACUCGCUCUGUCAGGUUAUACGUCACACGCCACAUUGCAGCUGCCCGCCCGGCUACACGGGAAAUGCAUAUGCGUUGUGCCAACGUCUACCACCGCCCCAAAUUUUGCAAAGUGAUCCAGUCAAUCCCUGCCAGCCUUCACCGUGCGGUGCAAAUGCACAGUGCACUUCCACACCAGAUGGCAGCCAAGCGCAGUGCAAGUGCCUGGAGCACUAUAUUGGAACCCCGCCAAAUUGCCGGCCUGAAUGUAUUACUUCAUCGGAAUGCUCCAACCAAUUGGCCUGUAUUGGACAAAAGUGUCGCGAUCCCUGUCCUGGUGUAUGCGGCCAGGCCGCCAUCUGCCAGGUGAUCAGUCAUGUGCCAUCCUGCGUUUGCAUAGCUGAUUAUAUUGGAGAUCCAUUUACCAAGUGUUAUCCGCGCCCGACACUCGAGCGGGAUCAAAUUAAUCCAUGUGUACCUAGUCCCUGCGGCAGCAAUGCCGUCUGCAGGCAACAGGGUAGAGUUGGUUCCUGCCAGUGCUUGCCCAACUACUAUGGCAAUCCUUAUGAAGGCUGCCGACCCGAAUGUGUCCUUAACUCCGACUGCUCGAGCCAUUUGGCGUGCCUUAAUCAACAUUGCCGUGAUCCCUGUCCUGGCAGCUGUGCACCUAACGCCCAAUGCCAAGUCGUCAACCAUGUUCCUAUAUGCAGCUGCUAUCCCGGCCACAUUGGUGAUCCCUAUCGCCAUUGCCGGCUGCACCAGUCAGAACCCAUUAAAGUGGUUUACGUCAACCCCUGUGAACCCUCGCCCUGCGGUCCUAAUGCUCAGUGUACGGAAUCUCAUAAUCAAGCAAUUUGCAGUUGCUUGCCCGAUUACUUUGGUACACCACCCGCCUGUCGACCCGAAUGUACUACAAAUUCUGAGUGUCCUACAAAUAAGGCAUGUGUCAAUCAGAAAUGUCAAGAUCCCUGUCCUGGUAGAUGUGGAUACAAUGCCAUCUGCCAAACACUACAUCACCGAGUUUAUUGCUCUUGCAUCCCCGGCCACACUGGCGAUGCAUUGGUGCGUUGUCGACCCAUACCUCAGCCCGUUGUGGCACGCGAACCAUAUCGUAAUCCGUGCGUUCCCACACCCUGCGGACAAUACGCGCAAUGCCGUGUGGUCAAUGACCAAGCGAUCUGCAGCUGUCUGUCUGAGUAUUAUGGCACGCCACCACACUGUCAACCCGAAUGUAUACUCAACUCCGAUUGCCCCGCUCAUCGUUCGUGCAUUAAUGAAAAGUGCCGAGAUCCGUGUCCGGGCGCUUGUGGGCUAUACGCUCAAUGCAGUGUUUUAAAUCACGUGCCCAGCUGUACAUGUCCCAGCGGGUAUAUUGGCGAUCCAUUCUAUCGCUGUUAUCCAGCACCGCCUGUUCCCGCUCCAAUUGCCGAAGAUCCCUGCCAGCCAUCGCCCUGUGGUGCUAAUGCCCAGUGUGCGGACGGCAUUUGCAGCUGUUUGCCACUAUACACGGGUGAUCCGUACGUGGGUUGUCGGCCCGAAUGUGUGUUAAGCACAGAGUGCGCCUUAGACAGAUCAUGCGUGCGCAAUCGCUGCAUUGAUCCCUGUCCUGGCACAUGUGGAUAUAGCGCCAUAUGUGAAGUGCACAACCAUGUGGCCAUGUGUCAUUGCCCCGGCGGUCUGCAGGGCAAUCCAUUCGUUUUGUGCCAAACACCGCCAUUGCAGACAUUGCCAGCACCGCCAGUGCAACCCUGCCAGCCAUCGCCUUGUGGUGCGAACGCGCUUUGUCGCUCAGUUGGAGAUCAAGCGAUUUGCAGUUGUUUGCCAGGCUAUUAUGGCAGUCCACCAACCUGUCGCCCCGAGUGCACCACCAACCAAGAAUGUCCUCUGAGCCUGGCAUGCAUGAAUCAAAACUGUCGCGAUCCGUGUCCGGGAGUCUGCGGCCAUCAGGCUGAGUGUCAUGUGAUAAACCACCGACCUCAAUGUGUUUGCCCCACAAGCUACACAGGCAGUCCAUACACACAAUGCCAGCCUAUUAGACCAGCUCCGGUUGUAGUCCAACGUGAACCACUUGAUCCUUGCAUCCCCUCGCCUUGCGGCCCUCACUCCGAGUGCAGCAGUGAUCAAAGUGUAGCAACUUGUCGUUGCCAACCAGAGCAUGUAGGCGUGCCUCCUUAUUGCCGUCCCGAAUGCAUUUCCAACAGCGACUGUCCCAGCGAUCGUGCAUGUAUUAAUCGGAAGUGUCAGGAUCCUUGCCCUGGUCUGUGCGGCUUCAAUGCCAUAUGCCGCACCAGCAACCACCAGCCAAUUUGUGUGUGUGCACCAGGUUUACUUGGUAAUCCGUUUACUGCCUGUCAAUUACCGCCCCCACCCACGCCGACUCCUACAACGACUGUUAUAAAAACACCGCAAUAUGAGCAGACUGCGGUUAAUCCUUGUGAGCCCAAUCCUUGCGGCGCCAAUGCGCUCUGCAGUCAGCAUCACGGCAUUGGCUCUUGUAUCUGUUUGCCUGAUUAUUAUGGCAAUCCUUAUGAAGCCUGCCGUCCAGAAUGUGUACUCAACAGCGAUUGUCCCUCGCACAGAGCUUGUGUGCAACAGAAAUGCCGUGAUCCUUGCCCUGGCACAUGUGGUUUAAAUGCAGAGUGUACUGUAGUCGACCACCUGCCCCAAUGCAGCUGCUUCAGCGGCUACACUGGCAACCCAUUGAAACACUGCGCCCCUUUGCCGGCGAUACAGCAAUGUAAGCGAAACAUGCCAAACAAUUCCUAUAUCAUGUGUCAAAAUUUCAUAAUUUGUUCUAACCUUUUAGCUCCUGUUAAUCAAAUAAAUUCUUGCGAGCCGUCCCCUUGUGGUCCUAAUGCACAGUGUCUUGAAAGCAAUAAGCAAGCUAUUUGCUCUUGUCUCCCUGACUUUUAUGGUAGCCCACCUUAUUGCCGACCCGAGUGUACCUUAAACUCUGAGUGCGCCUUCGAUAGGGCUUGUGUGCAGUACAAGUGUACCGAUCCAUGUUUAGGAGCCUGUGGUCUUAAUGCCGAAUGCCGAGUACAUUACCAUAGCCCCAUUUGCUUCUGCAAGCCAACGCACACUGGAAAUCCAUUUACUCGCUGUUAUGAGAGUCAAAGACGUAAGAUCCAAUGUGAUACAGCUGUCAACUGCAACAGUCCAUUUUAUAAUCAUCUUUCAGAAAAUGUAGCUCCCCCAAUAGUGAGACCUUUAAUUUAUGAUACACCAGCACCACCCUAUCCAAUUGUUAUACCCGGUGUGGUUUAUAUUUUCUCUGGGCCACAGCCGGUAACCCCAUCGUACCCAGCUACAACAUAUACCACAAAUUCCCAAGUGCCAACAACAUACGAAUCGAAACCGGGUAUCAUUAAUAUACCGUCACUAACACCGCAAGCCACCCAUAAACCAGGAAUAGAGAAUACUCCUUCGUUCCCACAACCGGUGCCACCAGCUUCCCAACAUCCUAUAUUCGUUCCAUCACCUUCGGUACCUUCAACACCUGCAACGCAACCAGGAUUAAUUAACAUUCCAUCAGUACCUCAACCUACAUAUCCGCCACCUCAACAAGCGAUACAUGAUAUAAGCCAUCCACCACAGCAGCCACAACCUCCCGAACCAGGAGUCAUUAAUAUUCCGUCAGCGCCUCAACCGAUUUAUCCGACAACACAGGGGCCCAUUAUUGUACAUUCAUCAAGUCCAACGUCUCCUGCACCACAGCCGGGAACUAUCAACAUACCAUCCAUACCACGGCCAACUUAUCCAUCAUCACAGCCUCCAGUCUACGAUGUGAACUACCCAACGUCACAACCCACGCAUAAGCCAGGAGUAGUGAAUAUUCCAUCGUUCCCACAACCGGUACCACCAGCUUCUCAGCCUCCCAUAUUCGUGCCCUCACCUUCAGUGCCUUCCACACCUGCAACGCGACCAGGAUUAAUUAACAUUCCAUCAGUACCUCAACCUACAUAUCCGCCACCUCAACAAGCGAUGCAUGAUAUAAGCCAUCCACCACAGCAGCCACAACCUCCCGAACCAGGAGUCAUUAAUAUUCCGUCAGCGGCUCAACCGAUUUAUCCGACAACACAGGGGCCCAUUAUUGUACAUUCAUCAAGUCCAACGUCUCCUGCACCACAGCCGGGAACUAUCAACAUAGCAUCCAUACCACGGCCAACUUAUCCAUCAUCACAGCCUCCAGUCUACGAUGUGAACUACCCAACGUCACAACCCACGCAAAAGCCAGGAGUAGUGAAUAUUCCAUCGUUCCCACAACCGGUGCCACCAGCUUCUCAGCCUCCCAUAUUCGUGCCCCCACCUUCAGUGCCUUCCACACCUGCAACGCAACCAGGAAUAAUUAACAUUCCAUCAGUACCUCAACCUACAUAUCCGCCACCUCAACAAGCGAUACAUGAUAUAAGCCAUCCACCACAGCAGCCACAACCUCCCGAACCAGGAGUCAUUAAUAUUCCGUCAGCGCCUCAACCGAUUUAUCCGACAACACAGGGGCCCAUUAUUGUACAUUCAUCAAGUCCAACGUCUCCUGCACCACAGCCGGGAACUAUCAAUAUACCAUCCAUACCACAACCAACUUAUCCAUCGCCUCAGCCACCAACCUACGAUGUAAACUACCCAACACCGCAACCGACUCAUAAGCCAGAAGUGAUCAAUAUUCCUUCUGUUCAACUACCGGCGACACCAACUCCACAGCCUCCUAUAUUUGAGCCAUCACCUCCAAUUUCAAGACCAGCACCAAAACCUGGGAUAAUAAAUAUACCUUCCCCGCCACAACCAUCACCGCCGAUUCCAGUUUUUGAUGUUACCUACCCAACACAACCUACGCAACCAGCAGUUCCUGGAGUUAUCAAUAUUCAUUCUGCACCUCAACCAGUCCCAACCCCUGAGCUAACGCAUCCAGCUAUAUACGAUGUAUACUAUCCACCGCCACCACAAAUACCUGGAGUUAUAAAUAUUCCAUCAUUACCACGGCCAAUUAUACCAACACCAACACCUCCUGCUCAUAAUCCGUCGCCUGCAACGUCAACUUCAACGCCUGCACCACAACCAACAGUUAUUUAUGUACCAUCUAUACCACAACCAACUUAUCCGACACCUCAGCUUCCAGUAUAUGAUAUAAACUACCCGCAUGAACAACCAGCUACAAUACCUAGUGCUGUGAAUAUUCCUUCAGUUUUACAGCCAGUCCCAUCAGUACCGCAGCCUCCUAUAUUCGUUCCAUCUCCUCCCGCAACUUCUGCACCUGCUCCUCAAGCAGCAGUAAUAAACAUUCCUUCAGUAGCUCAGCCUACGUAUCCAACAGUACUGCAGUAUGAUGUGAGCCAUCCAACCCCAGAAACGUCUCAGACGCCAGGAGCUGUGAACAUUCCUUCCAUCCCACAACCAGUACCACCAGUUCCUCAACCUCCUGUAUUCAUUCCAUCUGCAGUGUCUUUGACGCCUACACCACAACCGGGAGUUAUCAAUAUACCAUCUGUACCAACAUACCCAACAUCUCAACCUCCGAUCAACGUUAUUUCCUCAUCGGCUCAUCCCUCUCGAAAACCUGAAGUCUUAAAUAUUCCUUCAGAUCCACACCCAGUAAUUCCACCUCCACAGCCUCCUAUAUUCGUUCCAACUCCAGUGGGAGUUACUCCUAUAACUCCGCCGCAUGAUGUUAACUACCCAGUAAAACAACCAGAUUCCAUGCCAGAAAUCAUCAACAAUCCAUCACCUGCACAGCCAACACCUAACACCCCACGUCCGAUCAAUAAUAUUUUGACACCAAGUGCAGAGAUCAAUCCGUGCUAUCCCUCUCCAUGUGGCCCAUACUCGCAAUGCCACAAUCGUUUUGGAGUAGCCGCGUGUAUUUGUCUACCCAAUUACAUUGGAACUCCGCCAAAUUGCCGUCCAGAAUGCGUCGUACACUCCGACUGUCCUGCUCACUUGGCAUGCAUAAAUGAAAAAUGUCGCGAUCCUUGUCCAGGCUCUUGUGCCUACAACGCUCUAUGCCGAGUACACAACCAUGUGCCUAACUGUUUUUGCCCGGCUGGCUACACCGGCGAUCCCUUCGUUUCAUGCGAUCAGUCGCCGGUGCCGGCCAUUAUGGAACGCGAACCAACUGCAGCGAAGGAUCCUUGUUAUCCGUCACCUUGUGGAGCAAAUGCUUUAUGCAAUAAUGGCAUCUGCAGUUGUCUGGCCGAAUAUCAUGGAAAUCCUUAUGUGAGCUGUCGUCCGGAGUGCGUGCUGAAUACGGACUGUACCAAGGAUAAGGCGUGUAGGAGGCAAAAGUGCGAGGAUCCAUGCCCGGGCACUUGUGGCUUAAAUGCUGUGUGCAAUACAUACAAUCAUAUUCCCUCUUGCACAUGUCCACCUCAAAUGCACGGUGACGCCCUUGUGCGCUGUGACCCAAUGCCAGUACCGAAACCGGCAAUGACAACUCCUUCCUCAACUCCCAGUACACUUCCUGCCAUUAUACCACCACGCAUACCAAUCAAUCCCUGCCAGCCCUCGCCGUGCGGCCCCAAUGCACAAUGCCGCACAAAUCAGCAGCAAGCCAUUUGCUACUGUCUGCCUGGUUAUCAGGGCACACCACCCUCAUGCCGUCCGGAGUGUAGCAGUAACUCGGAUUGUGCUCUUGACAAGUACUGCUUGAACCUCAGAUGUCGAAAUCCGUGUCCAGGCGCUUGUGGCUUACGCGCUGUAUGCCACUCGCAGAACCACAGUCCCAUAUGCGUGUGUCCACCCCCGCUUACGGGUAAUCCCCUAGUAGCCUGUCAACCCAUAGGUAUGCCGCAAAACAUCAAAACCUUAGCAAUCUCUAAUGCAAUUUUUUCAGUUAUGCCACCAGCACCCACAAAAGACCCCGUCGAAGUGAAUCCCUGUCACCCAUCACCUUGCGGUCCCCACUCAAAGUGUGUGGCCACACCACAAGGCGCCGAGUGCAACUGUCUCGGAGAAUUCAUAGGCACACCACCGCAUUGCCGUCCCGAGUGUGUUAGCAGCGCUGAUUGUGCGAGAGACAAGACCUGCUAUAAUCACAAAUGCAUUGACCCUUGUCCCGGUAGCUGCGGUCAGCUGGCCUUGUGUCGCGUCAUAGCUCACAGCCCUAACUGCUACUGCCCCGAAGGUUAUAUGGGCGAUGCGUAUAUCAUGUGCGUGCGAUCCACGCCACCUCCAGCAACAGUUUUACCUAAACCCAUACCAUGUAAUCCGAAUCCUUGUGGUGUGAAUGCCAUUUGCCAGCCGCAAUAUACCCAAAGCGUCUGUCAAUGUCUGCCCGACUAUUAUGGCAAUCCCUACGAGAUUUGUCGACCCGAGUGCAUUCGCAAUUCGGACUGCACAAGCGAUCGAGCUUGUGUGAACGAGAUAUGUCGCGAUCCUUGUCACGGUGUCUGCGGCAUUAAUUCAUACUGUCAAGUUAUCAAUCAUGCGCCCAUAUGCGAAUGCCAACCAUAUCAUGUGGGCAAUCCCUAUCACAGCUGUCAUCUAAUGACGCAAGAACCCACGCCCCCUGUUUAUGUAAAUCCCUGUGAGCCAUCACCGUGCGGCGCCAAUUCACAGUGCCGAGAAUCGCAGGGUCAGGCAAUUUGCAGUUGCCUGCCACAGUUUAUAGGUACUCCGCCCGCCUGUCGUCCCGAGUGUGUUAUCAGUGCCGAAUGUAGCGCGGAUAAAGCCUGCAUCAAUCAGAAGUGUCAAGAUCCCUGCCCAGGCACAUGUGGUGUCAAUGCCCAAUGUCAUGUGCGCAACCAUAGUCCGCUUUGCUCCUGCCAAUCUGGUUACACAGGCGACGCCUUUAUCCGCUGCUUGCCGCUACCACCCAAACAGGCAGAGCCACCUACGCAGCCAGCCAUGCCGUGUGUGCCGUCACCAUGUGGACCCAAUUCCCAGUGUCGUGAAGUAAAUGGCGGCGCCAGUUGCAGUUGCCUGCCCAACUUUGUUGGUGCAGCACCCAACUGCCGGCCUGAGUGCACCAUUAAUGCAGAGUGCGGCAGCAGUUUGGCGUGUAUCAAUGAGAAAUGUCGCGAUCCUUGUCCAGGUGCCUGCGGCUUUGCAGCACAAUGUAAUGUAAUCAACCAUACGCCUAGUUGUUCUUGCCCCGCUGGCUACACUGGCGAUCCAUUUAGCAGCUGUCGGCUGUUGCCGCCCACACCGCCACCAACACCACCGAGUAUGCCCCCUCUAUUACAUAAGGUGUUGCGUUCUCCUAACCCUGACCCCAACUAUUUCACAGCGCCUGCCGAUCCCUGCAAUCCCUCACCAUGUGGAAGCAAUGCGCAGUGCCGCAGUGGCCAAUGCUCAUGCCUGCCGGAAUAUCAGGGCGAUCCCUACAUUGGAUGUCGUCCGGAAUGCGUGCUAAACUCCGAGUGUCCAAGAAAUCGCGCUUGUGUACGCAACAAAUGCAUUGAUCCCUGUCCCGGAACUUGUGCCCAGAACGCUCUUUGCGAUGCGAUUAAUCACAUUGCCAUGUGUCGCUGUCCUGAGCGCAUGACAGGCAACGCAUUUGUUGCCUGCACGGCUGUGCGCGACGAGCCCCCAAUUAAUCCGUGUCAACCAUCGCCAUGUGGAUCCAAUGCACAGUGUAUUGAGCGCAAUGGAAAUGCGAUUUGUUCCUGCAUCACUGGAUAUUUGGGUCAGCCGCCCAACUGCCGUUUAGAGUGCUACACCAGCUCAGACUGUUCCCAACAACACGCGUGCAUCAAUAACAAGUGUGUGGAUCCCUGCCCUGGACAAUGCGGCCUCAACGCUGUUUGUCAGGCUGUGCAGCAUCGUGCCCACUGCGAGUGCAUCGCUGGCUACACAGGCAACGCGUACAGCCUGUGCAAUCCCAUCGUUGUGGAGCGCAAACCGGAAACAGCCCGCGAUCCAUGCUACCCUUCGCCAUGUGGAUCAAAUGCGCAGUGCCACAACGAUAAUGGUCAGGCGCGUUGUAGUUGCCUGGAUGAAUUCCAGGGAAAGCCGCCCAACUGCCGACCUGAGUGUUCCUACAAUGAUGAGUGUGCAAAUAAUUUAGCCUGUAUCGGUCAGAAGUGUCGCGAUCCAUGCCCCGGUAGCUGUGGCCAAAAUGCGCAGUGCCAAGUUACCCUGCACACACCCAACUGUCAUUGUCCAGCGGGCAUGACGGGUGAUCCGUUCCGACUCUGCCAGCAAGUGCCCCAAACUUUGCCGAAACCAUUGCCUACACCAAAGAAUCCCUGCAAUCCAUCACCGUGUGGCAGUAACACCGAGUGCCGUUUGCGUGGCGAAAGCUUUGUCUGCGAGUGCAUUCAGGAGUAUAUUGGCAAUCCUUAUGAAGGCUGCCGUCCCGAAUGCGUUGGCAACUCUGAGUGCCCAGCCAAUCGCGCAUGCAUACGCAACAAGUGUGCCAAUCCCUGCCCGGGUACCUGCGGCCAAGAUGCGCUAUGCAAUGUCAACAACCAUAUACCCAUCUGUUCAUGCCCGGAAGGUUACACGGGUAAUGCCUUUAUGCAAUGCACGCGACAGGUGACACCCCUGCCGCCCUCGGAUCCAUGCUAUCCAUCGCCCUGUGGCCUCAACUCAGUGUGUCGUGUGCAGCGGGAUCAGGCUGUCUGCGAAUGUCUGCCCGGCUUCUUUGGCAAUCCAUUGGGUCAGGGCUGUCGACCAGAGUGCACACUCAGCUCAGACUGUGCCAAGGAUCGUGCGUGUGUGAACAACAAGUGCGUUGACGCCUGUGCAGGAGUUUGCGGCUACGGCGCCGUCUGCCAGACAAUCAAUCACAGUCCCAUUUGCUCUUGUCCUGACAACAUGGUUGGUAAUCCGUUCGUGCAAUGCGAAGCGCCACGUACCGUCGAUGUCGAUCCCUGCCAACCAUCACCCUGUCGCAGCAAUGGUAUCUGCCGCGUACAAAAUGGCGCUGCCACAUGCAGCUAUCCGGAGUGUGUUACUAACGAAGACUGCUCCCGGGAUCGCGCUUGCGUCAGUCAGAAAUGUCAUGACCCAUGUCUGCACGCCUGUGGCCUCAACGCUAUUUGUCGUGUUAUUAAUCACAAGUCCGUGUGCAGUUGUCCUCCAGAUUUCUAUGGCUCACCGUACGCGCAGUGCGUGCGCCAAGUGCCUCAACUGGAUCCACCAAGGCCAGAAUGCACCAGUGAUGGCGAAUGCAGCAACGACAAAGCAUGUAUCAAUCAGGUCUGCCGUAAUCCCUGCGAGCAAUCAAAUCUGUGCGCACAGCAAGCACGCUGCCAUGUGCAGCUUCAUCGUCCGCUCUGCGUGUGCAAUGAAGGCUACACUGGCAACGCCCUGCAACACUGUUACCUUCUAGGCUGUCGCUCCGAUAGUGAGUGCGCGCCAACCGAGGCAUGCAUUAAUGAGCAGUGUGUGGACCCGUGCACAUUUACCCAGUGCGGCACCGGAGCCAUCUGUCGCACCGACUUCAAUCAUCGUGCCCGCUGCCACUGCCCCGAUGGCUACCGCGGCAAUCCCCUACUGCGCUGCGAGCGACCCGAGUGUCGAAGCGAUGACGAGUGCACCUUCCGUUUGGCGUGCCGCAACGAGCGCUGUGAAGAUCCCUGCAAUUGCGGUAUUGGCGCUCAGUGCCGUGUAGAAAACCAUCGCGCCCAGUGCCGAUGCCCGGCCGGCUAUAGCGGCAAUCCAGCAGUAAGUUGUGAAUUGCUGCCCGUCAAGCCUGAAGGCUGCACUAUGGAUGCAGAAUGCCCCAGCAAAUUGGCAUGCUUCAAUGGAGAAUGCAAGAACCCUUGCGAUGUGACCCAUCCAUGUGGCGCCAAUGCCAUCUGUGAGGUUGUCGAUACACUGCCUUUGCGUACUAUGAUCUGUCGAUGUGAGCCUGGUUACGUUGGUGAUGCUGAUAUUGGAUGUCGCAAAGAACCGACACAUGACCAAGGAUGCGUAUCACAUGAUCAAUGCCAAAAUACAGAGGCCUGCCGCGCUGGCAACUGUGUCAAUCCUUGCCUGGAUGCAUCACCCUGUGCGCGCACCGCUCAAUGCUUAGCGCAACAGCAUCGCGCCAUCUGCAGCUGUCCACAGGGUACCCAAGGAGAUCCAUUCACCAACUGCUAUCAACCACCACAAAUUACAGCUGGUUGCGCCCACGACUCGGAAUGUACGCCCACAACGGCAUGCAUCAAUAAACGCUGCCAGGAUCCUUGUGCCGAGGCCAAUCCUUGCGCUGGCAAUGCCGAGUGUCGCGUGCAAAAUUCGCGACCUAUCUGCUACUGUCCCCCUGGAUGGGGUGGUGAUCCCCAAGUUCAAUGUUUCAAACCGGAGUGCAAGAUCAAUGCUGAUUGUCCCUAUGAUAAGGCUUGCCUUAAUGAAAACUGUGUCAAUCCGUGUACUCAUGGUCAGGUGCGUUGCGGCAGCGGUGCCGAAUGCCUACCACAGAAUCACCAGGCUGUCUGCCGCUGUCCCGCCGGCACGCAGGGCAGUCCCUUCAUCGCUUGCAUUACUGGACAUUGUCAGUACAACGAGGAUUGUGCCGAUAAUGAGGCCUGCGAUCGCCUAAAUCGCGUUUGCCGUCCAGUUUGCGAGCAGGACACCUGCGCUGUGAAUGCCCUUUGUGUGGGACGUCGUCAUCAGCCACAAUGCGAGUGCCGUGCAGGCUACCAAGGCAAUCCCUUCGUGCUGUGCCAGGAGCCCAAACGUGAUCCACAGCCGCAGUGUACCCAGGACGCCGACUGCCCAUCGAAAUUGGCAUGCAUUAAUCAGCGCUGCGAAAAUCCAUGCGCCACACCACAUGUCUGCAAUCCACAGCAAAGCUGUGCAGUCCUAGACACACUGCCACUGCGCACCAUGAUCUGCAAGUGUCCCAGCGACACUGUCUCCGAUAACUCUGGCAACUGUGUACCUAUCCAACCUGUCAUAGUCCCCGGCGGCUGUCAGCAUAAUGCAGAGUGCGCUAGCUCCGAGGUAUGUUUGCAUGGCAGUUGCCUGGAUGCCUGUCGCCUGGAACGGUGCGGCGUUAACGCACAAUGUAACGCGCGUGACCAUUACGCGCAAUGUAGUUGUCCGGCUGGUUACCAAGGUAAUCCACGCAUCGAAUGCUACACAACAGACAUUGCCAUCCCUAAAAUUCCGGGCGCCGAGUGUACACGCAACGAUGACUGUCCUCGUGAUAAGAACUGCCAAAACGAACGUUGUGUGAAUCCUUGCGCGGCGGAUGCCUGCGGUCUGGGCGCCUACUGUCAUGUACAAAAUCGGGCUGCCGUCUGCCGUUGCCCGCCUGGCUAUACUGGUGAUGCACGCGUACGGUGUCUGCCACCUUCGGAUGUCAUCACGGUAGGCUGCAAGUCGAAUUCCGACUGCCCUAUUUCGGAGGCGUGUAUCAAUGCACAGUGCAUUAAUCCAUGCAAUUGCGGACCCAAUGCCGAGUGCACUGUGAAGAACCAUCAUCCAAUCUGCUACUGCAAGCCCGGCUAUUCAGGCAAUGCGCAGUUCGGCUGCGUACCUAUUGGCUGUCAGUCGGACGAUGAGUGUUUGGGCGAUAAGCAGUGCGUUAAUCGUGAGUGUAUCAAUCCAUGUCUCGUUUCCGAUCCUUGUGCUCUGAACGCGGAAUGUUAUGGCCGUAAUCAUCGCGCUAGCUGCCGUUGUCCCGCCGGCCUCGAGGGUGAUCCAUUUGUGCGUUGUGUACGCCUAGAAUGUCACUCCGAUCACGAUUGCGCCUCCAACUUGGCCUGCGUUGCUAACCAGUGUGUGAAUCCUUGCGCUCAGAGCCCUUGCGCUCAAAAUGCUAUCUGUCAGGCGCUUAAUCAUCGCGCCGACUGUCGCUGCCCAGAGCAAAUGCCAUUAGGCAAUCCAUAUGCCUUCUGCGAACGCCGACCAAUUGAACCAGUCUGCCGCGACGAUGGUGACUGCCCCAGCGGAUUGGCCUGCAUCGAUGCUAAAUGCAAGAACCCAUGCACCGAACUUUCACCCUGUGCACGCAGCGCCCACUGCAGCGUGCUGGACAGCGUGCCUGUGCGCACAAUGGUUUGUGAGUGCCCUGAGUCACAAGUGCCGGAUGCCAGCGGUGAGUGUCGCCAGCUUGUGUUGCAGAGUCCUCCCGGCUGCGAAAGCGAUUUGGAUUGUAACGAACAGGAGGCCUGUGUGAAUCGUCAAUGCCGCAAUCCUUGCAACUGCGGUACCAACGCUAUUUGUCAUGUUCAACAACAUCGCGCCGUGUGCAGCUGCCAGGAUGGCUUCGAGGGCAAUCCUUAUGCCGCCUGCCGCUCCAUUGGUUGUCGUGUCGACGGCGAAUGCGACUCUGGAAAGGCUUGCAUCAAUGGCAAUUGUAUCAAUCCUUGUCUACUCAACGAUCCGUGCGGCCCCAACGCCGAGUGCUAUGUACAGUCCAGUCGCGCCCAGUGCCGCUGCCUUAGCGGCUAUCGCGGCAAUCCAUACGAGCGCUGCCGCGUCAUUGGUUGUAGUAGUAACAACGACUGCCCCACGGAUAAGACUUGCCAGAAUGAGCAAUGCGUUAAUCCAUGCGUGUAUCACAAUGUCUGUGCGCCGCGCGCUGAGUGUCGCCCACAAAAUCAUAUGGCCGUGUGCCGCUGUCCGUCGAACUUCUUGGGUAAUCCGUAUGUGGACUGUCGCCCACAACCACAGCCCGUUUGCAAACUGGAUACGGACUGCCCAGCGCGCCUGGCCUGCAUUAACGAGCAAUGCGUCGACCCCUGCUUAGUAUUGGAGCCCUGUCAAAGACCUGCCCAGUGCCAGGUGACACCAACGGCUCCUGUGCGCACCAUGAUCUGCAUUUGUCCCGAUGGUUAUAUCAGCAGUGGCAGCGGCAGCUGCAAGCCUACCACUAGCAUUGUCAAGGUGGGCGGUUGCAUCUCAGAUACCGACUGUGCCGCUGAUAAGUCUUGCGUAAACGGUAUUUGCCGAGAUCCGUGCAACUGUGGUCUGAAUGCUGAGUGUCGUAUUAAGGACCACAAGCCAGUUUGUACCUGUCGCCAGGGCUACGAGGGCAAUCCCGAAUUCGAGUGCGCUAAGAUCGAAUGCACCAUUAAUUCAGAAUGUCCGGCCACACAUGCCUGCCGUAACCAGCUUUGCGUGCCUGCCUGCCAGGGCGAGAUCUGUGGACCCAAUGCCGAAUGCCUAGCUAUUAAUCAUCGAGCCGUUUGUGAAUGUGCCCCUGGACAUGGCGGAAACGCACGUUUAGGCUGCACACCGCUUGGCUGUCGCAACGACGAUGAAUGUCCUUCAGAUAAUGCUUGUGUCAAUGGCAAAUGCGCAAAUCCUUGCGAGACUACGGCCAUUUGCGCCAACGAUGAGCUUUGCAAGGUCUAUCAACAUAAGCCUCAAUGCGCCUGCCCGCCAGGAACUGUGCCUGGUCGCAGCGGCUGCGAACAAGAACGAGUGGUGCCCAUCUGCAUCAGCGAUGCCGAUUGCCCAACUCAACGCGCCUGUCUGCGCGGCGAGUGUGUGAAUCCUUGCAAUUCUACACAACCCUGUGGAGUAAAUGCCGAAUGCCGAGUCCUAGACACACUACCCGUGCGCACCAUGAUCUGCGAAUGCCUCGAGGGCUAUACUGGAAAUGCAGCUGUGCAGUGCGAUAAGCGCUCGCUCUGCGUCAUCGAGAAAGGAUUUGUGCGCGAUGUCGAUGGUCAGUGCGUAUGCCCGCCGGGUAGCGCCCUUGACAUAUAUGAGUACUGCACACCAUGCCUGGUGGAGCAGGGCUAUCGCAUCGACGAAAGCGGCCACUGUGUAUGCGCUUUGGAACGUGGCAUGGUAAUAGAUGAGCGUGGUAGCUGCACUUGUCCAAUUGAGCUGGGCUAUCGCCUGACACCUCUGGGUGAGUGCCAGCCCGUGGAGCAACCUGAGUGUGUGAGUAAUGAACAGUGCGCGGAUAAUCGCUACUGUAAUCCAGAAUCAAAGACCUGCGAGGAUCCCUGCUUAACUAAAACGUGUGGUGUCAAUGCCUUCUGCAAUGCGGUGAAUCAUCGGGCCCAGUGCCAGUGCAUCACCGGCUAUACAGGUAAUCCGGAGCUGCAUUGCAAUCACACCAAUUUCCGUACCGACUUCCCCCGACCUGACAUGGUUGUCAGUUGCUUAGCUGAUGGUGUUCAAGUUGAGAUUCAUAUCACCGAGCCGGGCUUCAAUGGGGUGUUAUAUGUAAAGGGACACAGCAAAGAUGAGGAGUGCCGCCGCGUUGUCAAUUUGGCUGGCGAGACGGUGCCACGCACCGAAAUCUUCCGCGUCCACUUUGGUAGCUGCGGCAUGCAAGCCGUAAAGGAUGUUGCCAGUUUUGUGCUGGUCAUACAGAAGCAUCCUAAGCUAGUUACCUAUAAGGCACAGGCCUACAACAUCAAGUGCGUCUACCAGACUGGCGAGAAGAAUGUGACCCUAGGCUUUAACGUGUCCAUGCUAACAACUGCCGGAACAAUUGCCAAUACUGGACCACCGCCCAUCUGUCAAAUGCGAAUCAUUACCAAUGAGGGAGAGGAGAUCAACUCCGCCGAGAUUGGUGACAAUCUACGUCUGCAAGUGGACGUUGAGCCAGCCACUAUUUAUGGCGGCUUCGCGCGCUCUUGCAUAGCCAAGACCAUGGAGGAUAAUGUGCAAAACGAAUAUCUUGUAACUGAUGAGAAUGGCUGUGCCACAGACACAAGCAUCUUUGGCAACUGGGAGUACAAUCCGGAUACCAACAGUCUGCUGGCUAGCUUCAAUGCCUUUAAGUUCCCCUCCAGUGACAACAUACGUUUCCAGUGUAACAUACGCGUAUGCUUUGGAAAAUGUCAGCCAGUCAACUGUGGUGGCUAUAAUGCCUUUGGACGUAGACGUCGCUCCAUUGCGGACAACUCUAGCGAUACGACAGCCAUUGCCACAAGUACAGGGGUCGAGGGUCAGUUGCGUGAGGAGAUAACUAUCUCUUCCAAUGCCAUAUUGACAUUCGAGAAACGCAGCGGUUCAGGCCUGAAUGAUGCCAACAUCAAACCGGCAGCCCAGCGUGUGGAGGAUAUUUGUGUCUCAAUGGUGGGCUUGAUUAUAGCUCUGGUUAUCACGGCACUGCUUGCACUUGUCGCCGUCGCCGUGGCGGUCUCCUGUUGGCUCAUGGCCUACAGAAGAAGGCCCAAAACAUUGGCGCCAUUGCCACAUCCACCAGAGUUCCCUAAUCCACUGUUCGCCAAUGCAGACGCUGCACCCGAACCAACGCCGGACUAUAUCUCCUGAACCGUAAAGUAAACUAAUAACAAAACAACCAUAGACAAAACAAAACAAAAACACCUAGCUAUAAUAAUAGUAUGUAAAAACAGAAAAGAUGAAUAUUUGAAAAGCACGUGCAAAAAGGUAGAAACGAAAUUAAAUUUCGCGCAAAAAAUGCAAUGAUAUGAAAGAAAAACAAAAGUAAAGUUGUGAGCAGAAAAUAUAUUCGUUGGCGUUUAUGAAACGUUGACGAAAAACGAAGCCUUAAAUGAAUUGUAAAAAAAAAACACGACAAUAAGAUAAAUGCCACAAAAGGCAUUGCGGAAAUUAAUUGAAUAACUUAAGAAAAUAAUUUUAUUAUUUUGUAUUAACAUUUUAGUAUUUUUUCCUUACUAAUAUGAGAAUUUUGCGUAGUUGCACGACAAUAGUAAUUUUUUUUUUCAUUUAAACAGAAUUUUAGAACCGAAACUGCCAAAAGUGAAAUAACAGAUCAAUACAGAGAGAAGAUUUAGAUUAAAAGAGCAGCUACAAACGAAUUCUCGUCCUCUAACGACAACUUCUUCAUUAGUCGAUUAUAAUUACAUAUUGAUAUUUUGUUAUAUACAUACAUAUACACACACAUAUAUAUAUAUAUAUAUAUAGCUAAAGACUUCCUAUAAAUAUUUAGGGUGUGGGUAGUAGCAACAACACUUUGUAUUAUAGCACAAAUACACACGUAAACACAAACACACACACACUACUACUUCCUGUGUAAUUUAGGAAUUGAGCUCGCCUUUAAAAUUGAAAACUGCCUUAAUUUUCCACUACACUAAACGAACAAUGCACCCGAAAACAAAACAAAAAAUACUCCCUAACAGUUCUUAAGCUAAAAAUGGAGCAGUAAAUUUCCACAGCCAAAAAACAAUAUAAUCACAGGACAAUAUGUCAACGAUUGUCUUUCACGGAUUAUAUUGAAACAAACAAGUUCAACACAUUCACACACACAGACAGACCACAAAAAAAAAACAAAUGAACUUGGGCAUAGUUCAGGCUGCUUCAAAAAAAAAAAAAAAAAAAAAUGAGUAUAUGAAAAACAAAAUAGAAACUGCCACGGAGGCGUCAAAAGCGCACAAAAGAUUAAUGCAUAGGAGAGAUAUUUAAGGUUUGUUUUAAUUUUAAAUGCAACGCCGACUAAUGGAGGAUUUGAACUAUGACUAUAACUUUAACUCUACUACAUACUACUAUGAUUAACCAAUUAUUUUUGUAGUUUUUUAGUCAAUUAAUAUUAAAUUGUUGUGAUUGUUUUAAAUGCAAAUGAAAUACUUCCACUAAAUAACUAAUAACGCGAAAAGUAUAGCAACUACUUUAAAAAGGCAACGAAUCGGCGUGUUUUCUGACCUGCGCAUCCAUCCAAGCACAGAACGCAGCUGUUAACGCGCCUGAAAUUAUGCAGCGAAUUUUUUGUUUCUGGCGCCUGUUUACAGCGCGCAACUGUCGCUUGGGGGGAUGCGAGAUGCACGCCGCUAUAUUUAAAUUAUCUAAAAUGAAGUUUUAAAUUAAUAUUAUUAAACAUAAACAAAAUGUAUAGUCACUACUUUAAGCCGAACGUGAAAUCACUUUUUUACAGUGGAAAUACCAUUAGAACUCGCACAACUUACACACACACCCACAGUAAGAGACCACUUGUAAAUAAUACAAUACAGGCAAAAAAUCGACGGUAUUUUUAAUAGCGCAUUUUUGUGUAUAGGUUUCUAAACAAUCAGGCACUUCUGUCCAGCAAUAGUAACAUGCCAGAAAUAAAAUUAUUUUCUGAUUUCAAUUACAAAAAAAAAAAAAAAAA